This is a messenger RNA of Pelobates cultripes (western spadefoot toad), 60800 nucleotides long. Lineage: Eukaryota; Metazoa; Chordata; Amphibia; Anura; Pelobatidae. The record is from the annotation of a GenBank genome assembly.
CAGAGUUGUAUCACAGAAUGUUUUGGCAAACCAUCCUUUUUGGAGAAUUUGGAGCAGAACAAGCUAGCACAGACCUAGAUCUUCGUAAGAUCAGAAAUGUACGGGUGUUUUGAAAUCAUAUUUUAUAAUGCUUGACCCUUCCGCAGGUUUGUGAUUUUUGUUUGUUUGUUUGUUUGUUGUUGUCCUUUUCUUAUUACUUUGGGAAAUCUCUAGAGGGAGUGGGCUAAGGUAUCUCCGAGGGUAGUGCUGAAUAAAAGCUUUAUAACAUUUCAAAUAGGUUUUUUUUGUUAAGAGUACACACUAAAUCGACCCCCAUGGAAGAGAGACACGUGAGAGAGUCACCCAACCCUCCAGUAAAUUACACAGAAGACAAACAUCCAACCCAUGUUUUUUUUUAAAGGAACUGGCAAUGUUUCUGCUCACCAGAGCGUGUAUAAAGUUUAAUAACGUCUCAGGUAAAUCAAAAUGUUGCUACUUGUGGGAUGGGUAUAAAGUUUUUAAACACAACCUUCUGCAUAUUAGUAUUAUUAUAGUAUAUAUCGGUUGGCUUCCAGUCAGACCAUCUUACCAGUUACCAGUUUCUGUAACUGUCUGUGAGAGUUAUUCUAAGAGUAUACUUCAUUUUAACAGUAUGUGACAAUCAUAAAGAGGAACAGUGGUGGACAUUUGUUUGAUAGCACAAACAGAUCACUUGAUGGGGAAACCCCAGCCGUGAAUACAGGUAAUUGGAAUAGAAAACCAUAGCAGAAACAAAAUGGCAAUCGCAUAGCAUGAAGGGAGAGAAAAAGUUGAACGAUAAACGGAAAAUACUGGGAAGAUAGAGCAUAAGGAAAUGAGAACUAGAUAAGAUAGAUUUGGAAAGGAAAACUGAUAAAACUAAAAAUAGACAAUACAGAAGAGAAAACAACUUGGUAAAUAAAAGAGGAAAUAGAUACUGGGCUAUAGAGAAAGUGGGGAAAAUUAGACAGAGAAUAAAAAGGAAUUUGACAAGAGAAUGUUCCACAAAGAUAGGUCAGAGUUCGAGAAACUUUGGCUUAAGGCUUCUAUAGUUCUUCUGGAAUUAUUAUUAAUAUUAUUUAUAAAGCGCCAACAAAUUUGGUAGUACUGUAAAAAGAGGUGGACUGAAAAGUAUUUGCAACAAGAUGAGUUGGAUGCACAGGAACAGAGGGUGUAGAGAGCCAUGCUCAAAAGAGCUUACAUUCUAGAGCAGGGGUGGCCAAACAAGAGAUCCCCAGGUUUUGUGGAACUACAACUCCCAUAAUGCUUUGCAAGAAUGACAAAGCACCAUGAGAGCUGUAGUUUUAAAACAUCUGGAGAUCUAUCUUCUGGGCAGCCCUGUUCUAGAGGGAGUGGGGUAAAGUGGCACAGGAAGGGUAGGAUGUAUUUCAUGCAUGAAAAAAAGUAGCUUACUAAAAUAGUUUAUUGGAUGAUACAGUUGCAGGAGAGGAAGCAUGGUGAGCUACCAAGUUACGGGGAGGGAAAGCUAUAAACACUUUAAUUGAUAUGCUUUCCUAAAGAAGUGAGUUUUAAAUGAUCUUUUGAAGUAACUGAGAAUGGGUGAGAGUCUAACGGAGCAGGGAAGAGAGUUCCAUAGGAACGGUGCAGCUCUAGAGAAGUCUUGAAGGUGGGCGUCAGAGGUGCGAGUACGAACAGAGAAAAGUUGCAAAUCUUCAACAGAACGUGGUGGCUUGGAUGGGACAUACUUGUGUAUUAUCGAGGAUAGAUAGGUAGGAGUAGCGUUAUGCAGAUGUUUAUAAGGAUUCUAAAGGAUGGAUGAAUUAAAGCUGCAGCUUAUGUAAAGGAUGGAGGGAUAUCUGUCCAGCUCUGGCUGUCAUGUGUCUAGAGAUCUAUGUUCAGGCCACAGGUUCUAUGACUCAGAAAACCUCUGCUGUGCUGUAUUUUUUUAACUGGCGACUGAGUGUGAGAAAGCAGGAGACAUGCUUUCAAUAGCGUAGCUCCAUCGUAUCUUCUUUACUCAAUGCUUUGUUGCAUUUUUUACAGUACUGGCUUAUUAUUUGAUUUAUAUAUUUAAUUAUUAUUGUAUUUAUGUAUAUAAUUAUUUUUUUUUUCCAAGUAAGAUACAUUGAGAUUUCUCUCGUUUUCAAGUAUGUCCUGCAGGGAGCAUACAAAUACAAUGGUACACGUAUAAUAGAUAUAAUAGAUGUAUACAACGCAAUUAUAAAUUAACAAUGAGUGCAGCUGUUUCUGGUUCAAUAUCGAUGGAUGGGGCUGUUUUCAGGCACUUCAGAUUGGUGAAAGAUUUGAUAUUGUCUGGCAGGAUAUUCCAUGUAUGUGGAGCUCUAAAAGACAAAGCGGCUCAGCCGACCUCCUUAUGGAGGUGGAGAAUGGUAAAUAAGGAGCAAAAAGUGGAACAGAGAAUUUAUGGCACAUAGACUACCCCUUUAAAGGGACUCUAUGGGCACCCAGGUAAUUUAAUCUCAAGGUAGGGGCCAUGUUACUACUGUCUGUUUAACCCAGCAAUGUAAAGCAUUCCUGUUCUGCAGGAAUGGCAAUGUUAACAUUGCAGGGUUUAAAUGCCUCUAGUGACAUGCAUCUACAAGAGGCGCCUCCUCUGAAAUAGCCGAGUAAAAGCUGGCUAUUUCUAUCAGAUGGACUCAUGGAAACCAUCUUUCAUGUCAGUGUUUCAAUAACUUCAAAGAUGAGUACUUUUAUUUUUAUAUUGGCAUUUUCUUGUUAUGCGCUAACCUUGGUCCAUAGUACGUUUCGUUUUUUGCAAUGGCCUACUUUAUUUCAUUGUAUUCAGGCCAAUAGAGCGUGUCACUUAAACAGCACUAGUGCAUGUUCAAGGUAAUAGGAUGUCAUUAGUUUAUUCUGGGUACAUAGAUAUUGUGAACUAGAUGCAUAAACUAAUUCCCAAAACUAGAGAGCAGCUCAAAUGCUAACAGCUUGAAAGAGAUUACAUCAUGACAACUAUGAUGCUUUAAUGACCAACUACUUUUAUCUAUAUACUGUUCUAGCAAUAUGGCUAGAAAACGUAUAAACUAUUAUUUUCAUUAAGCAAACACUUGGGUUAUAUGACUUUGGUGACAACAAAUGACAUGGGUUAGGGGAGGAUCUGUUACCUUUCUGAUCAUUACAGUCGCUCUUUCCCAUCUAAAUCUAAUUUAAGUGUGCUUGUGUAAAGUGAGUAGCAGAUUUGAGCAUAAACACACAUGAUUUUGCUGCAUUGUAAGUGACCAGUGGUACCAUCUGCUCAAUAUAAUACAAAAAAGACAAAAAACUAGUGUAUAGGCGCUUCGUAAAUCUAAAGAUAAAAGUGGUGGAAGAUAUAAAAGUGUUUCCCCAAACACAAUAAAACGUGAAUAACAAAGACAAAAUGUAUAUCAAACCACACAACGUGAAAAGGUAAUAGAUAUGCAGAAAAUACAACCUGAGCUUGUCAGUAUAAUCAGGUGGUAUCUAAAAGCAUAAGAUAAAAUACAACAUAGUGUAAUCUGUAUAAAAACAAUAAGAAUAGGGCAAAACAGACUAUCACUCACAUUAUGCAGAGCCGUCCCAGGCUCUGUAUUGUAGGCUCAAAGGUGCCAAUACAGGCAAACGAAAUUCCCAGAAAGUGGAUGGAGAAGUUGCUCAAAAGAUAUAUAUUUAUUAAGUAAAAUUCAAAAUUAUAAAAGCUCGAGGUAAUAGGGGAGUGGAAUCCAGACCAUGCAAACAAAAGGAUAUCCACUUACCCCAAACAGCAACCAAGAGCAAGUGCAUAGAAUGAACACAAAUAAAAAUAAUAAUAAAAUACAGCUGGGUAACAGCAGCAAGCAGCAGACGCGUUUCGGCUAUACAAGCCUUCUUCAAGUGCUAGUAUUGGGGUCUCCGGAGCUUCCUUAAAUACUUCAAGUCAUUAUAAACACAUGUGUAUAGUCUCCGUUUGAUUCUGUCACUUCCGGUAUUUUCAAAUGACGUCACUUCCGGUUAGCGGCGUUUGGAACGCAUGGUGGAACGCAUAAUGGAACGCAUGGUGGAACGCAAACUUCACCAUGCCGUUUUCUUGCGACCGGAUAGCAAAGUCCAUAACAUAUGAAAUGUAAAUACAAAACGUAUAAAAAGGAAGAAAUAGUUAAUUCAGUUCAAUUGAACAUACAUAUGAGGCAAUAGACAUAUAACAAGUAUAUAAAUAUAAGAAUAAUAUAUAAUAAAAUAUAUAAUUAAAAUAAGAGUUGGCAAUAGAUGGAAAAUAAAAGCAAUAAAGGCAUAACAAUAUCUUAAAAAGAUAAAAAAUUAAAAAAUAUUUAUCAAUAUAGAAAUUACUCUAAAAAUUGGCUAAAUUCAAAAUCUAAAUUAAGUCCAUUGGGAGAUAAUGUGUCUACUUCAAAAAUCCAUUUACUUUCUAUCUUAGCCAACUCUUUUACAUUAUUUUCACCUCUCCAAUUUUUUUCUUUUUUAAAAAUGGCCAUAAAUGAUAAUACUGAUGGAUCACUUCUAUGUUUUUCAGCAAAAUGUGCUGACACACUAUGUUUAAGAUAUCCCCUCUGUAUAUUGCCCAGGUGUUCCGCAAUUCUGGUUUUUAAAGCUCUAGUGGUCAUCCCAAUGUAUUGCAGACCACAUGGGCACCAGAGAAGAUAUAUAAUAUUAGUCGAUUGACAAGUUAAAACCUGGCGAAUGGAGAACAAGCGAUGAUUAUAGCAAGAAGAAAAAGAGGUAGUUUUUUGUUUUUUAAAAAGAGUCUUCCUACACGCCACGCAAGAUUUACAAGGGUAAAAGCCUUGUUCUACAUUAAAAAAGUUUUUUUGUUUUUUAUCUUUAAUAAAGCUAGUAGUUAAAUGUUGUUUUAAAUUUUUUGCACCUCUAUAUAUUAUAGUCGGUUUCUCUCCUAUAAUAUUUUUAAGAGCUGGGUCAGAUCUAAGAAUGUGCCAAUAUUUAUUUAUAAUAUGUUUAAUUUGCCUAGCGUUUUCAUUAUAAUUUAAAACAAUAGGGACUCUUACAGGUUUUUCAUUAUUUUUCACUAUUAAUUUCUUUUUUGGUUUUAAAAUUUAUUUUCGCUCUUUAUCUUUGGUAUUUUUAAUAAAAAAAUCCAAAGACUUUGGAUCAUAAUUUUUUUCCACUAGCCUAGUUUUUAAAAAUUGUGCCUGUUCUUCAAAUACUUUGAAGAACAAGCACAAUUUUUAAAAACAGGAUCAUAAUUUUUUUCCACUAGCCUAGUUUUUAAAAAUUGUGCCUGUUCUUCAAAUACUUUGAAGAACAAGCACAAUUUUUAAAAACUAGGCUAGUGGAAAAAAAUUAUGAUCCAAAGUCUUUGGAUUUUUUUAUUAAAAAUACCAAAGAUAAAGAGCGAAAAGAAAUUUUAAAACCAAAAAAGAAAUUAAUAGUGAAAAAUAAUGAAAAACUUGUAAGAGUCCCUAUUGUUUUAAAUUAUAAUGAAAACGCUAGGCAAAUUAAACAUAUUAUAAAUAAAUAUUGGCACAUUCUUAGAUCUGACCCAGCUCUUAAAAAUAUUAUAGGAGAGAAACCGACUAUAAUAUAUAGAGGUGCAAAAAAUUUAAAACAACAUUUAACUACUAGCUUUAUUAAAGAUAAAAAACAAAAAAACUUUUUUAAUGUAGAACAAGGCUUUUACCCUUGUAAAUCUUGCGUGGCGUGUAGGAAGACUCUUUUUAAAAAACAAAAAACUACCUCUUUUUCUUCUUGCUAUAAUCAUCGCUUGUUCUCCAUUCGCCAGGUUUUAACUUGUCAAUCGACUAAUAUUAUAUAUCUUCUCUGGUGCCCAUGUGGUCUGCAAUACAUUGGGAUGACCACUAGAGCUUUAAAAACCAGAAUUGCGGAACACCUGGGCAAUAUACAGAGGGGAUAUCUUAAACAUAGUGUGUCAGCACAUUUUGCUGAAAAACAUAGAAGUGAUCCAUCAGUAUUAUCAUUUAUGGCCAUUUUUAAAAAAGAAAAAAAUUGGAGAGGUGAAAAUAAUGUAAAAGAGUUGGCUAAGAUAGAAAGUAAAUGGAUUUUUGAAGUAGACACAUUAUCUCCCAAUGGACUUAAUUUAGAUUUUGAAUUUAGCCAAUUUUUAGAGUAAUUUCUAUAUUGAUAAAUAUUUUUUAAUUUUUUAUCUUUUUAAGAUAUUGUUAUGCCUUUAUUGCUUUUAUUUUCCAUCUAUUGCCAACUCUUAUUUUAAUUAUAUAUUUUCUUAUAUUUAUAUACUUGUUAUAUGUCUAUUGCCUCAUAUGUAUGUUCAAUUGAACUGAAUUAACUAUUUCUUCCUUUUUAUACGUUUUGUAUUUACAUUUCAUAUGUUAUGGACUUUGCUAUCCGGUCGGCAAGAAAACGGCAUGGUGAAGUUUGCGUUCCACCAUGCGUUCCAUUAUGCGUUCCACCAUGCGUUCCAAACGCCGCUAACCGGAAGUGACGUCAUUUGAAAAUACCGGAAGUGACAGAAUCAAACGGAGACUAUACACAUGUGUUUAUAAUGACUUGAAGUAUUUAAGGAAGCUCCGGAGACCCCAAUACUAGCACUUGAAGAAGGCUUGUAUAGCCGAAACGCGUCUGCUGCUUGCUGCUGUUACCCAGCUGUAUUUUAUUAUUAUUUUUAUUUGUGUUCAUUCUAUGCACUUGCUCUUGGUUGCUGUUUGGGGUAAGUGGAUAUCCUUUUGUUUGCAUGGUCUGGAUUCCACUCCCCUAUUACCUCGAGCUUUUAUAAUUUUGAAUUUUACUUAAUAAAUAUAUAUCUUUUGAGCAACUUCUCCAUCCACUUUCUGGGAAUUUCGUUUGCCUGUAUUGGCACCUUUGAGCCUACAAUACAGAGCCUGGGACGGCUCUGCAUAAUGUGAGUGAUAGUCUGUUUUGCCCUAUUCUUAUUGUUUUUAUACAGAUUACACUAUGUUGUAUUUUAUCUUAUGCUUUUAGAUACCACCUGAUUAUACUGACAAGCUCAGGUUGUAUUUUCUGCAUAUCUAUUACCUUUUCACGUUGUGUGGUUUGAUAUACAUUUUGUCUUUGUUAUUCAUCUGCUCAAUAUGCUGUGUGUGUAUUUCCUUGCAUGUAUUUGAGCAUUCCAAGGAUAUUUUGAAUCUGCAUAUGAUGCCAGUCUUGAAUUUAAUAAAACUAAAACCUAAUUUUUUGUUACUCUAUAAAUUUUGGACUUUUAAAGACAUCAUUCUUUGUAUCAGUAAAAACCACUAUAAAGUAAAAUAAGUGAUGAUUGACCGAAAUAUUGACGGCUUCUGUAAAGUUAUUUUGGUUCUGUAGACUGCACGUAGAUUCAUUGGAAUAAAACACUACAUUUUUUUUAAUUCAACACAGUAGUUUAUAGCUUGAUGUAGCUUAACCCUGGUUUACAUUGCCUACACUAUCGGAAGUUGGGCCCCGGAUGACCUGCUGCUGGGCAGUGACAGGUAAGUGCAGCAAUGAGUAUUUCCCCUGUGCUAUUGUCAUCUGCAGAAAGGCGUGCAGAGAAAUUCAAAAGAGUGUAUUUGCACAUAUUUCUUACAGAUACGUACGGUGUCAGAAAAAAUGCUCUUAAAUUGUUUUCAUGGGACAGUCUCUCUGGGUGGGGUCACAAAGUUAGUGUCUCUCCCUCUCUUAGUUCCAUCCAACUGGUUUUACUGGUUAUUUACACCUACUCUGUCUUCAGUCAGGUCCCAUCACACAGGCAAAAUCUCCAGGGAGGAGUCUGACGUCUCCUGUACCGUCCUGUCCUACAACUCUUCAGAUCUCCAGCUGGUCGCUGUCAUCUCUUCAGGUGCAACGUACAGAAGGACUUAGGCUUGGGACCCAAAAGAAGCCGCCGAGAAGGGGUAAACGCCAAAAUGUUCAAAGGACAAAGCAAAUCUCCUACAAAGUCUCCAACAAAGUCUCCUACAAAGUCGCCUUCGAAAUACAGCAAGUAAGUGCUCACGAAUGGAGGGUGGAUGACAGUGAAUGAAAUAGAUCUAUAACUGUCAUGGAAUGAUAGAAUGGAACAAGACAAUGUAUGAAGCUUUUAGAACAUGCAACAGCAGCCUCUUAGCAUUAUCCAUUAUCUGAGAUACAUUUUAUCAGAAAAAUGUUUAGCUCAAAUUUUUUGAUCUCUACUUAUGGAAUGCAACAGCAUAAAAGGCUUACAGUCCUAGGCUUUAUUAUUAUGUCUUACUACUAAAGAUACACAGCGUUUGAUUUUAAUUACCUCAAAUACAUGAUUAUCUACAAACAUUCCCUAGAAAAAUGUGUAUUUGACAACUGGAAAUAAAGUGAUCACUCAGAAAUCAGCCAUCCAGCUAAUCAUGGCAUACAGUAGUGCUUGUUUGUAAAGUAACUGUGGUUAUAUAACAAACUAGUCAUUUAAAUAAUCAACAAGGGAAUUAAAAAAUUGUUGCCAUAUUAGCCUAAAAUUUGCAAUUCUGGCUUAGAUCUCUGUACUUUUUCUUGCAUUCGUUUCAAUAUCAGCCAAUGAGGCCACUUCAUUGUUUUCUUUCAUAUUCUGACACUUCUCAUAUAUAAAAUGCAAUUCUUUGCUAAACUGGAGAUCGGUCGCAAUGAGAUACUACAAUUGUUUAGCCUGUUCUAAAAUCUAGCUGUUACUUUGCUGUCAGGAGAAUGACAUGAGAGAUCUAGGGUUAAAUACUUUCUUUAAAGCAGAGUGAGAUUUAACCUUUCGUGUGCAAGAAAAAAUGUCUUUAUACACAGUAGCGCUAUGUUUUCCUGCAAGACACAGAGCAAACAUUGCUGUAGGCAGAAAAAAAACCCUGAAAAAUGAACUUUCAGAAUGUUUUGACUCAAACCCUUAAUCAUUGGUAAUAUAGUGACAUGUAUGAUCUCGAUCUACUCGGUUUAGUGGAAUUUGGGCAGUUUGGGUGUUGCCUGUGAUAAGGUGCAAAAGUGACAAAUUUUAGGCGGUGACCCUGUGCCACUCAAAACCUGAUCAGCAGGUAGACAAUGAUUCAAAGUCAGCAAGUCGCACCCAGCCUGCCAUUUUCCCUACCAGCUGUAAAACCUCAGACAUUAUUUAAUCUAUGCCUUCUUUUGUAUUCAGGAUACACCUUUAUGUUGCAUAAAUAGUUUUCAUUUCCCUUACUGCCCUUUUCCACCUCAGCUGGGAGGCUAUGCCUUGAAUCUACUCCUCCUUUAUUUUUUAUAUUUUUGGAUGCUCACAUAACUUUAAGGGAUGAGCAAUGUUUGUGUUGGCUGAGGAUCAUAGGGUGGACAUUCCUAGGUACAGUCAACUCACUGACUGAACAUUCCAUGUAAGUCACAGUUAAAGCAGCAGGAGUUCUAAACACUGGUAUUGCUGGAUGGCAAUGUGAUUUCAUUGAGAAUUACAUAAGAUUUCAUUGCAAUUCAUGGACAUUUAACUUGAAGAAGUUUAUUCACUAAACAGUGAAUUGUAAGAGAGUGAAAGCAGAAUUGCAGAAUUUAGGCAACACUAGAUGAUUUGGAAAAAUUCUCCAACUCAAUUGCAAUCACAGCUUGGCUGUUUUUGCCUAAAAUUUAGCAAUUCGGUUUUAAAUACAGUAGAAUUUGCUGUUUAGGGAAUACAUCGUAGCAGAAGUGACCCCCAAGGUUAUACCAAUGCUUGGCGUUCCCUCAACCGUGGGAGGUCAGAAAAUGAAAAUAUGUGAGUGACUGUCAGGCCUCUAAAAGCAAAUACUAGUAUUGGUGAACAGACCGUGCACUAAGGUACACACCAACUGGGGCCUUCCAAAUGCCACAGUCAGUGCCACUCAGUGUGCAAGCUGGUAUACUGGAGCAACAGUCCCUCUGAGGAAGCAGUAACAGUUUGUUGCUAACUCACCGAAUAGUAACACUGAUACCGUGGACAAUAUGCCAAAGGGGAGCAGGAGAAGAAGGUUGUACUGUCUCUUGCUCAACACAUGGACCCAUCUCCCUCUCUGAAAUAAUGUGAUUCAAGCGGAGAAGAGGGAUGUACAAUAAAAUUAUAACAUAUACACAUAUGUUUAUGCAUGUGUGAGUGGGUGUUAAUAUACCUGUGCACUAGUAUGUUUAUGCAUAUGUGCUAGUGUGCGUCUGUGUGAGAGCAUAUAUGUAUAUGUGCUAGUAUGUCUCUGCAUGCUAGUGUUCAUCCGUGUGCUAGUGUGUGUCUGCGUGCUAGUAUGUAUAUUUGUGCUAUUGUGUGUCUGCAUGCUAGUGUUCAUCUCUGUGCUAGUGUGUGUCUGCGUGCUAACGUAUAACUGCGUGCUAGUGUGUAUAUUUGUGCUAGUGUGUGUCUGCAUGCUAGCGUUCAUCUAUAUGCUAGUAUGUGUCUGGAUGCUAUUGUGUAACUGUGUGUCUGCAUGUUAGUGUGUAACUGUGUCUGCAUGCUAGUGUGUACCUGUGUGCUAGUGUGUAUAUUUGUUCUAGCACACACUAGAACUGUGUGUCUGUGUAUGUGUGCUAGUAUGUGUCUGCAUGCAAGUGUGUGUAUGUGUGCUAGUGUGUGUCUGCAUGCUAAUGUGUAACUGUGUGUCUGCCUAUGUUUCUAAUUAGAUUGCUGUGUGGAAAGUUAUAUAUGUGAGUGUGUUUAGUUAUGUAAGUACGUGUGUUUGGCUGAUUACAUGUGUAUGGAUGGAUCAUUCUGUAUGUAUGUGUUUGUUGUUUUAUUAAAAUGUGUGUAAGUGGCUAGUUAUGUAUGCAAUGUUAAUCAUGUAUAUGUAGACAGAGGAGAGGGGGCACAACACGGUCCACAUAGGGCCUUGCGAACAUAAGGGUAGUUUUAGUUUACAAUGUAGAACCAGCUACUGUAUGCACCAAUAAACAUAUAAAUAUAUUAUAUAUUAGAAGUGAUUAAGUGAAUUGCCUCUAAGACAGUAGAGGUACACAGUUCAGCUUUUACAAUGGGCAGAAGCAGGAUGCCCACUGGUAGGGGAUUUGGAGGCAUACAUCACAUAGUAACAGAUGGGAUGCAAGCUCACAAGCAGCAGUGCUUCCCAAAUGUCUCCACCUGUUCAAGUCCACUCCAAGGAGCUAAGCAAGCUUGUGCACACCACAUCUACGUACAGUGUUAUUUAGUAUGUUGUUGUAUCAGAGUCUUCAUCAGCAGUUAAACUCACAGUGCUCCACAGCAACAAAACUUAGCGUUGCUUAGUAUGUGUGAGUGUAACACAGACUUCAACAGGAGUAAAAUUCACAAUGAACAGCAUACCUCCCAACAUUUCAAAUGGACUAAGAAGAAGCCAUCAAUUUUAGGGGCGUGAAUGGGGUGGGGCCAGGGAUGGAGCUAUUUGAGGUGACUUACUAAUUACAAUUUAUGCAACUAAACUGUAACUUAGAACAAGAACAAUGUAUCUGAUUUCUAAACAUUACUGUGAGUAUUAUUCCUGUGGAGCUCUGUUAUACACCCAGACACACAAACAAUAUGGAGCUCCUAGAAAAUACAUAUUAAGAUAGAAAAGAGGGAAAGAUGGAAUUGGGCCAAAAUAGGGACUGACCCUAGCAAAUAGGGACACUUGGUAAUAAAUAAAACACAGGGCUCCAUAGCAUUAAAACACACAGCAAUGUGUUAUGUGUAGGAAUUAAUUGUGGUUUUCCACAGCAAAACAAACAGACAGAAUGUGCAUAAGCAUACCCCAAAUUGAGACAGAAAUGGCAAAUUUCAGAUCACCGAAGCACUGUUUUGUUUUCCACUUAUUCUUUUUGUGCCUAAGAUAAGAAAAGUUUAGUUUCCAGUUUUUCCAGUUCCCAGUUUAGUGAAUUAACAUUCGUAAUAAGUGGCAUGAACAUUGCACAGCAGUAAAACACAUACAGGAUUAUUCAAUAAAGUGAGAACUAAAAAGUGAUUUUCCAAUUUUAGGCCAAAGUAGUCAAGCUGGAAGCAUAACUGGCUUAGAGAAUUUUUCCAGUUCGGUUGUUUUUACCUUGAAUUUCAAAACAGGGAGCUGGGGGAAAUUCCAAAUCUAAAUAGUUAGUACAUAGAAAUAGAAUGCACAUUGCCAUGUGGUUAAACUACGUGAAAUCUGUUUAACCCCUUAAGGACCAAACUUCUGGAAUAAAAGGGAAUCAUGACAUGUCACACAUGUCAUGUGUCGUUAAGGGGUUAAAGGGACACUAUAGGCACCAAAACAACUUUAGCUUAAUGAAGCAGUAUUAGUCUAUAGCUCAGGGGUGCUCAAAAGGUAGAUCCCCAGAUGUUGGAGAACUACAAGAACAGUUGCUUUAGAAGUUUCUACAUCCUGCUCUGUAAAUUGAACUUUAAUUACACAAUUGAGGCUCCUGCAAGGUCUAGCAAGCUAUUAACAGAGCAGGAGAUAGGAAGUUCUAAAUUAAACAGAAUGUGCAACAAAAGAAGUUUGAACAUUAGAUGACUUUACAGAAAGUGUUUAGGAAGGCUGUGUAAGUCACAUGCAGGGAGAUGUGACUAGGGGUGUAUAAGUGAUUUAACAGCUAAAUUUGUUUUGGUACCUAUAGUGUCUCUUUAAGUAUGACAGGCCUAUGUCACAAAGUCGCUCAAAAUGGUUAGUGAUGCCCCCCCAUUGCCAUGUUCCCUAAAGGUGACACAUACGAAAUAUAGGGAGGUAUGCACAGCAUGUAAACCGUACUUGGGAAUCAAAUAUCCAACCUUUUUAUAUCCGUUUGAGGUUGCAACAAAUACUGCUGCGUCUUGUGUAAUAUCUGCAACCCCCUCUUCCACCAAUGCUGUAUUCUCAUUAUUAGAUCCCUUGCUUAUUUUGUAGCCAGAGUCCUGAAAUCAGAAUUGUGCCAAAAUGCUUGUCUCAGGGAUUGGGACUGGUUCUCAAUAAAAAAGGGUGGGUUUUAGCUGGAUUGCAUUAAGCUAUUUUACGAGGGUGUGUUAAUAUAACACAGAUUCCUCAGAUGUGAUGGUGAAACACAGAGGUUAAUAUAAAUGGGUGUUUGUCUAUAAAGGUUUCAGGUCAGAGCUAGCUUGGAUCAAAAGACAUACUGUGUUACAGGAGAGCAGCACUCACUUCGGCAUUUACUUGCAUGGUUUUUAUUUUUUAGUUUUAGUGACAUACUUAUGGGUGAGCUGAGGAGGUGCAUAAAUGUGAAGUGCACCCAGACGACUCACAUACGAUUGAAGGUGGAUUUACACAGUCUGCAGCUCCUGUCGAUUCUUUAUAUGUAGUAGCCCACCUAGCUAGCUUGUCAACAACAUAAAUGGGUGUAACGUGAACCCAGUCUGUUUCUUUCAUCAGCCCUCAUUUAGUUAAAUUGCCCUGUAUUGUAACUGUCACAUAUUGUCAUUCAGUCACAUACCUCCAUACAAUCACAUGCCUACCUAUAGCCAAACCCACCCCCACUUGCCCAUUCUGCUACCCAUACUAACCCACCCUGUCACAUCUUAUCCAUCAACCAUUUCCCUGUUCACAUACCCCUGACCAAUUAUUUAGCUACACCUACCAAUCCUCCCAGUCGUAACAGCCUGUAUAUAUCCACCAACACAGCCAAAUUUACAUAUCGACCAACCAUUUCCUAUAUACAUUAUGCACAAGCUCACAUACACACGUUAUAUACAGGUGCACAUACACAAAUGACAUUUGACAUCAAAUAUACACAUUUGUAAGAAAUCUCUCCUUUAGAAUGCUUUACGAAAUGGAAGUGGGUUUCACCAACAGCUGCAGAGUUAUGGUUUAACAUCAUUACUAGUGAUGAUUGUUUCCUUGAUUUUUGAGGGCUACGGCAUCGAUUUAAUAUUGUGAGAUAAGCUUUCCAAUUUCCAAUAUUUUUUUGCUAAACUUUUAAUGAUUUUUUUUUACAUAUUAAAAUAACACAAAAUAUAACAUAUAUAAAAAAAAUGUAUUUAUAUAUAUAUAUAUAUAUAUAUAUAUAAAAAAAUCUAAAUAUUACAAAAUGUAAAUAUUUUUCAUAAUAUUAAAAUUGUAAAAGUUUACACAAAAAUAUGAAAUCAUUUGGAAAUCUUAUCCAAUGAUAUUAAAUCGAGAUUUAUGAUACCCGUUAUUGUGAAAUGAGUAGGUCAUAUAAAAGGAUCAGACUUAUAGACGGGGGGAAAGAGAUUUGGGAAGGAAACAGCAAUUUAGUUGCAUCUAUAUACGGGACUGAAAAGACUUGCACCUAGGUGACGUGAAAGACAUUUUUGUUUUACUCCUGGAUGUAUUAUAGAAAGUCUCAUACCUAUAUAUAAAACCACGAAAGCAGACACAGCUUUUUAAACGAGGGCACAUCUGACAUUGACUUUCAAUACAUAUUUUUAUUGUAAAAAUUUACAAUAAUUUAGCGUAAAAUGUAGAGUAAAACUUCCAUGUGUUCAUAAUUUCAUAUAAAGAUUGUGCUAGCCAAACAGCUAGCAGGUAUAUUGAUACAGGGUCAUUUAACAUGACUAUAAAUAUAGAUUCCAAGAAUUCUGUGUGCGUAACAAGUUUUCUUUAUGGUGUACAGCACCAGCUAAUGUCUAGGAUAAAUGAUGCACUAGGAACAAUAUAGUCAUCACAACAACUUUAGCUUAAUGUAGCAAUUUUGAUGUAUAAAUCAUGCCCCUGCAGUCUCACUGCUCAAUUCUCUGUCCUAUCAAUUCUCUAUCACUUUUGUUUCUGUCCUUGCAGCCCUAGCCACACCUGCCCUGGUGAUGUUAUUUUCAAUCAGAUGAUACUUACUUUAGAAGUUUUUCUAUUCUGCUUUGCAAAUUGAACUUUAAUUUCAUACAGAGGGCUCCUACAGGAUCUAGCAAGCUAUUAGCAGAAAAGGAGAUAAGAAAUUCUAAAUGAAACAGAAUUUACAUUAAUGGAAGUAUAAACAUUAGAUGACUCUCUACAGGAAGUAUUUAGGAAGGCCGUGUAAGUCACAUGCAGGGAGGUGUGACCAGGACUGCAUAAACAAAGUUAUUUAACUCCUAAAUGGCAGUGAAUUGAGCAGUGAGACUGCAGGGGCAUGAUCUGUACACUAAAACUGCUUCAUUAAGCAAGAGUUGUUUUGGUUACUAUAGUGUCCCUUUAACUAAAGAUCUCUGUUUCCUCCUGCACAUGACUUUCUAGUGGAACACUCAUUGAGUUGGGUAUGGUGAGAAGUUACUGUGGUGCUUGUUUGUGUUUUACGUACUUGUAGUCUUUAUAACUAUGCCAGUGGCAUAGCAGUAAAAGCAUGAGUGGUAAAAUGCAUAUGGUAAAACAUUUCUAUCUAUAUAUUUAAUAGGAACUUGGCAAGGACAGUGUAUAGAUGCAACUGUAUUGCUCAUUAAAUUGACACCAAGUCUUGUUUGGCAUGACGAGUGCACUGUAAAUAGACUUACUGGCACACAAAAGUCUUCUUCACUUCCAUAUUGUAUUCUGCAUGUAGUCAAAAUGUAAGGAAACAUUGGCAGAGCUCAAAAGUUAAAAUCUAUCUGAAAUUAAUAGCAAUGUGUUAAAGGAAUGUGUUAUUGAGUUGAAAGUGGACAUACCUUUUUUUUUAAGCUGAUCUAAGAUGUCAAGAGAUCUUGCUGCUGAAUUUAGAAGAGUUUAACUUUGUCGUGGCUCGGUUCAUCUUAGAAUUCUGAACUAACCCUUUCUCAGAAUUCUGGCACAAAUCAGUGCUUUGUGAACUGACUCCAGUAGUUUUUCCAGUAUGUUAGGGGCAGGGAUGAUCUGAAACAUUUUACAUGACUUACUAAUAAGAAUGUAUGCAAUUAAAAUAUAAUUUAGAAGAACAAUGUUCAGUAUCUUGUUCACACAGAUUGAUUUUUAAACACAUUUCUUGUAGUUUAGAGAUAUAUUACUAUGUGUAUUAUUGCUGUGGAGCUCUGUUUUACACUCAGGCACAUCAGCAAUAUGGAGCUUCUAGAAAAGAGGGAUAUUAGGAUAGAAUAGAGGGACAGAAGGAUUUAGGCCCGAAAUAGGGACUGCCCAUCUAAAUAGGGACACUUACAUGCAUGUGUUCAUUUUGGUUUCAUAAUAGUUAAAUAUAGGAAAAAUUACCAUUGUAAAUGAGUGCUGAUUCCCUAAUCACCGAAUUACAAAAUCUGAGUCUAAAAAGUACAUAAAAAAAUAAAGAAAUGUAAAUGUAGGCAUGUUGAAGUACCUGGGAAACUUGAAAGGCAAACCAUCAGAAAGAUAUUAUACUGCAGGGUUUGUUAACUGAUCACAGAAUUGUUGUGACCUUUAAAGCACAACUUCAAAAAUUCAUAUAUAUGUUUUAAUACAUUUAAUUAAAUUGUUGGAAAAAUACAUUUCAGGGAGUUGGACAGUUAAAUUGCCUGAGACACGGGCAGCAGAAUCUCUGACACUGUAUGUGUAACUCACCCUGCCAGAUAAAUCCCUACUCUGGCAUCCAGAGAAUCGGGAUGCCGGUGGGAAAGGGGUAGAGGGGAAAGGUGUGAUGCAUCACUGGCUCUGCCCUUAAUAGGGUGAUCCUGCCCAGAAAAUGAGCAUGUCCCCCUUUCCUGGGGGACAGUGCUUGAGUGAAAGCACUGUCUGCUCUUUUAAGGCCAGCCAACUGAGGGCAGACCCAUCAGGGAGCCCUUGUAGGGUCUGAGUGCCCUGAACAAGUGUAAUAGCCCGCGCUAUUCUGAUUAGGAUUGUUCCCUGGUGUCCCCAAACAUGGAACACCAGGGAACUAAGCUUUGGCAGAGGGACAGGACCCGAAAAUUGGGACUGUCCUGUUGAAAUCGACAUGAUUGAGAUGCCCGAGACAUCUGGGGUUAGCAUGCUGUGUCUGCUGACAUAAAAGAAAAAAAUAGCAGAAAACUGAUAUUGCUAGCCAUGACUGCUAGCCAGUUGGCUUAUUGACAGCCAGGAACCAACCUCACACACACACAAAAAAAAGUAUCAAAUUUAGAUUAAUAAAUAACUUUGUGACUAUCAUAAAAACGCUACCAACUUCUAAAUAUUAUUCCAGUGACAAAUAGCUGGGAUCUUUAAUUUGUGAUAAGAUCACGUAGCACUUCCAGUAUCUACCUAGGUGAGUUAUAUUUUUACCUGAGCUCUCGUAUAAAAUAUAAUCAUGUCAUUGCUGAUGGUAUUACUACUAUGUAAAGCAGGACAAGGUGUGGUUCCAUCAUUCAGGCCUGAAUUUCAGGGGCUUGAACCAGUUUUACAAAUCUCUAAAUAGGAACGUUUCAUUGUGUCAGUCAGUGACCCAGCCCUGUCUGUUAUCACACACCCCUGCUUUGUAUGACUCAUACAGCCCUCUGAAACUUGGGCUUGCUUUUAUUUUGGUCCAGAGGAAUUUAAAUGACGCUCAUUUUAAAAAGACUGGGGUACCUCCAUUCCAGUUUCUAGGAAUAUAGUUGAAUAAUGACCAAGUACGUUAGACAUUAUAGCAUUAGGAAUGCAAAAAUUGUUAACACUACCUAUCUACCUAUUUUAGUUUCCCCCCGGCCUUGUGAGGGUUUGAAAGGUGAGAUUUACACUGAUCUCUGUCCUUCUGUUCUGCCUCUUUGGUGGUGUAGAUGAUCUCAGCCAAUCUAAUGUUUCCCCAUAGAGAAUCACUAGGAGGUUAGUGCGCAUGUGCAGCAAAAUGAGAUGGUCUAUGAGACCAUCUGUUUGAAUAGCCAAGUUAAACUUUUUUGGGUGGAAACGCCUCUAGUGGCUCUCAGUGAGACUGCCACGAUAGGAAUGUUAAUCCUACAAUGUUAACACUGGCGUUACUGCUAAAUGAAAAUAUUUCUUGUUGCAGGUUUAAAACUACAGUGACAUGGCACCCAGACCACUUCUCUGAGAUAAAGUGGUCAGGGAGCCUUCAGGAGUCUCUUUAAGUGAAAGCCAAUGGGUGAUGGUUAAAUUCUAUCUUUGAGUCAAUCUAUUUAUACUAGUUAUUAUAACUAUUAUUAUUUAUAUAGUGCCAAACAUAUUCCGCAGCACUUUGCAAUAGAAAACAAGACAGACAUUUGAUUCUAACAAAACAAGAUAAAGGGGUCCCUGCCCAAACAAGCUUACAAUCUAAAGAAUGAAUGUUGUAUGUUGGUGAACUAGUUUUUUUAUAAAAAGAUCUGAAACAAACUAUUAUAGCUGAACAAAAGACACAAAUGAGUUAAUGUUUAAAGGACCACUAUAGGCACCCAGACCACUUCAGCUCAAUGAAGUAGUCUGGGUGCCAGGUCCCUCUAGUGUUAACCCUGCCUGCUAUAAACAUAGCAGUUUCAGGGAAACUGCUAUGUUUAUACUAGGGUUAAUCCAGCCUCUAGUGGCUGUCUCACUGACAGCCGCUAGAGGCGCUUCCGCGAUUCUCAAUGUGAAAAUCACAGUGAGAAGACACUGGACGUCCAUAGGAAAGCAUUGAGUAAUGCUUUCCUAUGGGCGGUUUGAAUGCGCGCACGGCUCUUGCGCAUGGGCAUUCAGAUCUGACAUUGGCAGGGGGUGGAGAGUUCCUCAGCACAGAGGGAGCCCAGCACUGGGGAAAGGUAAGUGGCUGAAAGGUCUUAACCCAUUCAGCCCAGUGAGAGGGGAACCCUGAGGGUAGGGGGGAACUAAUGACCCUAUAGUGCCAGGAAAACAAGUUUGAUUUCCUGACACUAUAGUGGUCCUUUAAUAAAAGGUGAGAAACACUGAGUAGAUAGUAUUGCUGCCACCCUAUCUCUGACUCCUCUGACAGACUACAUUCCUGGGGCUUCCGUAGACUACAUGCCUCUGGGGUUUCUUUACAGAACCUAGGCUGCCAACAGUCUUAUUUAUAUAGUGAAAUUUACAAUGUAACUAUAGUAUAAAUAAUUCCUAUCUGGCUGUGGAAUUUGCAUUGUCUUUGUGCGGUUUUUAUAAACCAACCCAUUUGUUGGUGUAUGCAGAACGUUGGGCAGGAUUGGUUAGUGUGCAAAUGAUCACGUUGGUGAUGUCUAUGUAUCAUACAGGGUUACUUACUAAAGUGAGAAUUCAAAAUAUAUUUCAAAUUAAAGACCAGAGUAGCCAAACUGAAAGCAUAGUUGAUUUAGAUAAUUUUUCCAGUUCGGCUAUUUAGAUCUUAAAGGGACACCCCACUUUCCAAAUACAACAUUUUUAAAUAUUACUGUUUAGUAGAUAUACCCCAAAUAAAAACAUGCAUGCAUUUAAUUAUGUACUUUUUCAUUGGUGUUAUAUCUAAAAUCAGUCUGCAAAACCUGCAGUUCUCUUGUCUGCUGCCUUUGCAAGCCCUCCUAUUCUAACCCCACCCAGACAUUCUGUGGCUGUCCAAUCACAGACUUCCCAAUGCAGCUCAAUGAGAAGUUUCUGUAAGUCAGGUGCUCUGGGCAAUUGCUGCCUCUUGAGUUUAGCUGCAUUGAGCUAACAAAACCAGGAAGUAACAUUAUCUGUUAUCUGCUUGAAAGCCAAGUGGGUGCAGCCAGGUUACUUUAUAAAAGUAUUAAUUUCUAUUAAAAUCUGCACUUUUUGCAAAAUGAAAAAAGAGGACACACUCUUCACACAUAAAGCUUUUCAGCAAGCUAAAGUUGUUUAGGCGUCUGGAGUGACCCUUUAAAUUUAAAAUUUACUCUGAAUUCUUACUUUAGUGAAAAAAACUGAUAUUAGUGCACUCAAGAUCCAUCUUCACUAUGUGACCAACUGGGUUGGAAAUAAUAACUGGCUUUAUGUAUUAAAUGUUGUCUCUACAAGUAUUAUGUUUUGUUAUUUUUAUAAUAACUGCUUGGCUUGUUCAUUUAAGUCAGUGGAAUUUUAUCUGGUAGCUCAAUAGGUUUAAGUGAUACAACCAAAACUGUUUGUUUUGUUUUUUUGUCCUUUUUAACUUCAAGUUUAAAUGCAAUUGGACUCUUUAUACAGUCACUUAGGUUUAAAAUGACUUAUAAUGUAGCUUUCAAAACAAAUUGGUUCAGCUUAGAUAUGCUAAUCUCUAGACGACUUCACUUAGAAAACAUUUAAAGUAAGUCUAUAUGACCUCAUGAACAAAGUCAUACAGAUUUAUUUGCAUGAUGCCACUUUUUUUUUAUUUUUAAGUCUGUUUUUUUUUUUUUUUAAUGGGAUCUUUAAGAGAAAGAAGGACUGCUUAGAUUGCCCCUUAGAAAAGAAAACUGUUGUUUACCAAGAAUAUUAAUAUACUAAGUUCAGUAUCCUUAAAUCUAUUUGUGAGGAAUGAAGAAUAAAAUCAAAUGUAAAAAUCCACAUCUCUUUAUGUUGUAGCUGGGCGCCUCCAUCUUAGCUUCCUGUCAAUAAUUUUUAUAAGCUCCGUCUUUUGCAUCUGGCAGUCGGCCUAAACAAAAUAUACAGAGAAGAGUUUCUCUCAAUGUCUCUGUUUGUCCUUUGCCAUUUGCAAUGAUUGCCUUGCCCUGUCUGAACUGUAUUAUAAUGUUGUUUGGAUAUGGAUCCCAUUUAAAAGAAAAUGGCAUAUCUCAUGAAAAAGGCUAACACAAGUUCUAUGUGAUUGUUUUUAUUUUUAUUCAAUCGUGUAUAUUCCAAAGAAGUGACAGUUCACCAUUAAUAUUAACAUUUGAAUGAUGGAAACACAGAAAGAACCCGGGGAGAGGCUGGCUCACUGAGCUUCAGUCCCCUGGGGGAGAAAAACAUGUUGCCCCAACCGGGGCCUUCUCCGGCGGUGAGUGAGGCAGACGGCCGCUGCCUCACUAUCCUGCACCACAGAACCAGACCAACGGUACAGACCGGCGCGGAUCCGGCUCCGUUCCCCCCCCUAUGGACCGGGGGGGUGAUCCCGGUCCUCACCCUGCGGCCCUGAAUGUGACUCCACGACUGAGGCCGAGAAGCCCGACUGCUGCCUCCAAAAUGGCGGGCGUCUUGCACGCAGACAACAAGGGGAACACCUCCCACCUCCUCAUGAUCACACCAAAAACAGCUCCCACAUCCCGAUCCCACUACAUAGGGAAACGGCAAACACAGAGCCUACCCUUAUCACCCAAGCCAGCAACUAGAUGCAUGGGCGACCGGAACAAGCGGGAGUUUGCGGCUGCACCGGGAGGGCGGAACUCCUAACAGCAACCAUUCCCCGCCUGGGGUAACUGCGCCAGCUGCCCAGCAUGACACCUCUGCCGGCAGCACUCAUUUACCACUCAGCCUAUAACAGGAUUACCCCAAAAGCGGCGGACUCCCAUGGACAAAGCCCAGCUCUCACGCAUGGCGGACAUCAGCCUGCAGACAAGGGAAGACAGCAAACGCCAAGGCUGCAACUCGAAUGCACCCAAAGAACUAUGCAGGAGUCUAUGAGGACAAAGUACACUCUGAUGCCUGCUCUGAUGGACACUUGCCCCCUACCACCUGAACACAGCAGAAGAGGUAUCUGAUAAAAGCGGGACUACCCCUGUCUGAGUGGCCUUGGGACCACCAGGAUACCGAUAUCCCCCACACGGAGGCAGCUCUGGGAACUACGAUCCAUCAGGGUGACAGUUGCCCCACAUUGUGUAACCCCACUAGUCUUCAUAAUAUGACCUACCUAGACAUAGUAUAAAAGUUAAUCUAUAAGUUGUAUCUACCAGUGACCGCAAGUUAGCGCAAUGUAUACGGCACUCACAGCAACGUACACUCUUAUUCCACACUACAUCUUAACUGAAGUUACUGAACCUACUGUAUAGCUACAUAACUAACUAAGCCUGUUUACGUUUAGCCUGCAUGAUCUCUAACUUAAAAAUGAGCCACUAGUUAAGUCUACAUUACCUUGACUAACUCAUGUUGUAUCUACAAUACUGUUGCUAGCUUAAUCGUUAAAUAUAAAAUUUCAUGCUGUUUUCCUAAAUGAUGCAAGUAUUAUCUCUAGUAGUCCUCACUAUUACUUCACAUGUAUCACUGAAUGUACCGCAAAUCCUUGCAUUUGCUGUUGUGGCAAUGCAGGAUGCAAUGUAACCUCAUGCAUGUUCAAAAAUAAAGAAAAAAAAAAAAAAAAAGAAACACAGAAAGAAUGAUAAAAUAGUGAGGCUGCAAAAGAGAUAGACAGAAAGAUUGAUAGAUAGAUAGAUAGAUAGAUAGAAAUAGAUAGGUUAUAGAUAAGUAUAUAGAUAGAAAGAUAGAUAGAUAGAUAGAUAGAUAUAGAGGAAGGAUAUUACAUCCCAUCUGUAUUCACCCCCCAGACACAGAUGGAACACCUGGCUGAGAAGGGACGCUUUGACAUGUCAGCUGAAUUUUGAGAAUGAGGCCAAAAAUAUCCUGAAAUGCUGAGUUUAAGAUUUUUUUGUUUUUUUUCGUUUUUAUUUUUCCAAAUCAUAAGAUAUUCUGCACUUGUAUGGUAGAGGAAUGGAUGAGGAGAAUUCAAAAUGUCAUAUAUAGUUAUGGAGAAUAUAGACUUCACAUUCUGUAACAUUAAGAAAUACACAUUAUUAACAGUAGGUGAAUUAUGGGGAGAAAAAUGUUUUGUACUAAGCUAGUAUGGUGCCCAGAGGAGGCAAAAAUUAUUGAUAUUUUCAUUAAAUGACCACUGUAGUGCCAGAAAAACAUACUUGUUCCCCUUCCCGCCGGGCUCUAGGGGGAGGAAGGGGUUAAACUUACCUCUUUCUCCAGCGCCAGGCGGGGAACUCUCCUCCUCCUCCUCCCCGGCUGAAUGCGCAUGCGCGGCAUGAGCCGUGCCCGCAUUCAGCCAGUCCAUAGGAAAACAUUCACAAUGCUUUCCUAUGGACGCUGGCGUCUUCUCACUGUGAAAAUCACAGUGAGAAGCGCGGAAGCGCCUCUAGCGGCUGUCAAUGAGACAGCCACUAGAGGCCGGAUUAACCUUAUUAUAAACAUUUCUCUGAAACUGCUAUGUUUAUAGAAAAAAGUGUUAAACCUAGCUGGACCUGGCACCCAGACCACUUCAUUAAGCUGAAGUGGUCUGGGUGCCUAGAGUGGUCCUUUAAGUCUUCUGUAUGGACCUGAAAUCUGAAUAUACAGACAUAUUGGCUUCCAGUUCUUAGUGGAGCAGUUUAAAGGGUGAUGCCUUCAUUUUAUUGAAAGCUAUACCAUUGAAUAAAACAAAGAAAAUAACCUAUAACUUGUGGUUUAUCUUUUUUUUCCCCACGUGGUACUGCAUUUCCUUUUAAAUGUAUAUUAAAGAUUUAGCAAUUGACACCUCAGUUUAGUUCAGUCCUGGCAUGGCCAGAGCUCACUAUGCAUUGGAAUAAAAAAAAGAAACAUUGUCUUUGCUACUCUAUCUCCACAUACUAUAUUAAUUUACAACUGGAGGUACAUUGUAGCAUUAGGAAUACAUAUCUGUAUUCCUAACGCUACAGCCCUUCAGCCCUAAUGCCCCUUAUCAAUUAGGUGUCCCCCCCUUUGCUUCUCCCUUGGCGCUCCCGUGACCUCCUCCUCGGGUUGCGUCAUCCUGGAGGCAUGCCCCCAGUAUAAUGGAUCAACCCAAUGCUCCUCAUAGAGGAGCAUUAGAGAAGAAAGGCACAUGCACAGCUCUAUGGUCAAUCAUGACAGUACUGCGCAUGCACGCAUGACGUCGCUGUAUGUUACGGUAUGAGAGCUGGGAACUUGGGUAGUACGAUUCCCAGUUCUCAGAGGGCUUGAAGGUGUGUCUUGAAGCUGCACGUCCAAGCCUUCUAUUUAUUUAAAUAAAAAGGUUUUGGCAGGUAGAACAGGGAGGGGCAGGACUGCAGACACUAUAACAACUUCAAUAAGAUGAAAUUCUUAAAGUUCCUACAGUGUUCCUUUAAGGCUUAUACAAAGGAGUGACGGGGAUCCAAGAUGCAGCCAAUCACUUCCUGAACAGAAGUAAAUAUAGCGAUGAUGAUUUCUACACUUAAUUUUAGUUUUCAGACUUUAGAAACACAUAUUUAUUAAAUGUAGAGGAUAAGAAAACAUUAAAAUGCUAAAAUGCAACACCCUCUCCAUAUCCAAUAUUGGACAGUUCUUUUUGACAUCAGAAUGUGGCUAAAUCUGGCAGAAUCAGUCACUUUUUUUUUUAACGGCAGCAGCUUCUUCAAUGUUGAACCACAUAAAUUGUUUAAAGUUACUUAAAGGAACCAUUCUAAAAUAAAGGUAUAGGAUACUUUUUGGAUGGCACUGUUGUAACUUCUGCCAUGGAUUUCCACAGGGCGACUGCAAAUGAACUAUCUCUGUUGAUUGCUCGCAUGCAAAAAAAUGCUGACCAAGUGGAAAGAAAUAUCCUGGAAACCAGUCAAAAACUAAAGCAGGUAGGUACAUUGUAAUUUCUUCCAAAAAAAUAACAAACUGCUUUAAUUUAGUCCUGAAGACUUUCCAGAUUCUCAUCCAGUCAUAGCUGUUAUAUAUAACUUUCCUCUACUUUGCUCUCACUUUCCUAGAUCUGUCCAACAGAUUUCUCAAAACCACAUUAAUGCUUUAGGAUCCUACUUUCUGUCAAUCUUACAAAUUUUCCUUUCAAUCAUGUCCACCUCACAGAGCCCUGAGGAGUACAGCACCGUUAUCACAGUGUAAGGAUAGAUUACAUGUUCAUCUUUCUGCUUAUAUCUGUUUAAAUCCACAUCAUCUCAUUUAGUUUGUGCCAGUGCUUGGAGUCACCAGUUUCCGUUUCGGAAUUCCUUUUUGAGCAAUUUAACACUAGAUAAUGAUUUCUGCCUGUUCACAACCUGACCUUGACGGAGGUAUGGCUAAGGCAUUAGCUAAGAGAUUACAGUCAUACCAGUUCAUACCAGCAGUGGGCACUGUGAUAGGCUGAAUGUGGCCAGCUGACUCUCUCAGCCAAUCACAGCUGCCCAUUGCUGCUCAGGCUAAUGAUUCCUCAUUAAUCCAAGCAGCACAGAAAGAUGGUCUGAGAGUAGAAGGAUGUUGCAAGUGGACUCCAGACACUAUAGCCAUUUCAAUGAGAUAAAGCAGUUACAGUGCCUACAGUGUGCCUUUAGGCAGUGUAUUGUGUACAAGGCACUACAUACUCUCUGUUUCAAAACUCCAUGCGAUUUCCAUUAUACAGUGUUCCAAUACGUUCACAUCUGCUUAAUUUUUUUUAUAAUUAAAUUAGUUGUGAUAAUAAUACUGCUUUUGAAAAAAUUCCAAAGUGCUAGACAAAACACAUAAAAAAUGAUAUUCAUAGGAAGAUUUUAUACGGAGACUAAUUGACACAACAGAGGAUGAGUGAGGAUCCUGCCUAGAGUUUCAACGACAGAAGUCAAAUAUGUACAAGUGUGGCUUUGGGCCUGAAUUAGUUCAGUGGCUUUGUGGGUGGGAAAACGUAGGAUUCUGCAUGUGCAGAACAAGGCAGAAGAAAAUCAGCAGAGGGACAGACCUAACACUUGGGCCUUGAUUUUUUUCAAGUAAGUCAAUACUGUUGGAAAAACGUCAAAUUUAUUUAAUUUUAAAUAUUCAAAUUCAGAAGGUACCAUUAAAAUCUACAGGAAUUUUUGAAGAUAAAAAAUUUGGAAAGUUUGCUAACAGUAUUGAAUCAUUUGGAAAGCUUAUUAAACCAAGGCCUUAGUCCCACCACUUACGCAACCUAAAAUAUUGCCAAUUGGGAGAUUUUAGGCCAAGUGUCAAUGUGCUUUAUAGGAAACUUUAACCAGUUUACAGCUAAGGAACUCUUACUAGGGUGGUAGAUCCUAAAGCUACCUUGCAACCUCGUACGAUACCUUAGAAAAAUGUGUUGGCCAUUUAAUGAGUGAUAGGGCAAGACGUUUUAAUAUUUCAUAUGGAUAUCUAAUAUUUCAUUUCUUUUACGUAUAUCUGAUUUUAUCAACAAAUGUAUAAAAUACAAACGCGAAGCCAACUGAAACAUAGAGUUGUAGAAAAUAAUCUGUAGACCAAGACGGCAAGGUUCUAAUUGUGUAGGAGAAGGCGAGGGCUCAUCUUUGAAGAGAUGAGUUCAGGGCUGUGUGUGUUGGGUACAUCCAGAGGUGUGGACUAGCUUGGUAAGCGUACUGUAAGUGCAGGGAGGACAGUAGAAAGACCCAAUUAAUAAUCCUCUGUGAUUUGAUUGUAGGAUGCUGGGAAUUAUGCCAUGAAGAAUGCUUUUCAGCAUCAGCAAGAAAAUGCUAGAAGUCUGAAGGAUUCUGAGAUGCUGCUUAAGGAUCUAUUCUUGGAUGUGGACAAAGCAAAGAAAUACGGACAUCCGCAGGCAGGCGAAAUAGAAAAUGAGUGAGUGGCUUUGAAAUCCCCAAACUAGUGAUCAUAUAAAGUGAAGUAGGGUGAAAGAGAAGCCCUAUAGAUAGGAGGAAGCGAGUGUGAGAUUGAGUUGGGGAAGGGGUGAAAGGGUAGCAAAGAUUAAUAACAUAGAUGUGAGUGAAUGGUAUGGGAAGUCAUUAUAUGUACAGACAAGGUGGGCAAAGAAUGUUCUCUAGUCAUUCUAUGUCUAAUGAUUACGACUCCUUUUGUCAUUUUUCUCAAGCAUCCGCCAGCUGCAUGAACGAGUGAGCCAGGAGUGUUCUGAAUACAGAGAUGUGUAUGAGAAACUCAACCUUGUCCCUCCAGAGCCCACAGUGAACUGGCCACAGAUCUUGGACAGCAAAAAGGUACAUUUGGGAUUGUCUAAGAAACAUAUAAGUAUGGAUCUGAGCGUAUCAAAGCUUUUCAAAGCAAUAUGGUUAUUGAAUAAGGCUGUUUAUUUAAAGAGUUAGUAACCAAAUAUUUAUUUAAUGUUUUUAAAAAUUACUCACUUUUUAAAGCAGACUGCGGCUCCCUUUGCAGCCCUGCUCCAGGAAGCACCUCCAGUGGCCAUCUGAUGAGUGGCCAAUGAAGGUGUCCCAAGGGGGAAAUGCAGACAGUGUCUUUUCUAUGAAAAGAAAGUUUUUACAGCAAAAAACCUGCAGGCAGGGAAUAAUUAUACUCACCUAAACAACUACAUUAAGCUGUAGUUGUUCUGGUGACUAUAGUGUCCAUUUAACAUUGUUACACACCUCCCCCUCCCCCCGACUGUCAAUCAGACAACAGGUCCUGUUAAUUCCUGGUUUCCACAAGAGGCAGCAACAGCCCAGAGUACCUGCCUUGCAAAGACUUCUCAUUGAGCUGCAUUGGGAAGUCUGUGAUUGGACAGCGACAGAAAGUCUGGGCGUUGUUAGAAGGGGAGGGCUUGCAAAGACUUCAGACAUGAGAUAUGCAGCUUUUGCAAGUUGGUUUUAGAUAUGAACCCCCAAUGAAAAAAUGCAUAAUUAAACGCAUGCAUGUUUUCAUUGAUGUAUAUUUACUAAGCAAUGAUUUUUUGCUGUGUCCCUUGAAUGUUAUUCUUAUUUCGAAACAUAGCAAUAACUCUCCAAACCCCUUCAUGUGCGACAUAAGUCAGAAGAAAAAAAAACUUCCCACAAUAGAGAGCUAAGCAAUGUCCUUCUCACCAAUUAUUGAUGAACUAAAGUUUGCAACUUCCCAUACUUAUAGACAAAUACAGCUUAGAUACUUUUGCUUAAAUAAUAUACCUGCAAGAAGGAUACGUUAAAGGAAGGACAUUGUUACUCCAUACAUUCCAUUUACUUAAUACCUCCUACUUAUUUUAACCUCUGCAGCAACAAAUAAAUGAAGGUCAGUAUGGACCCAGCCUUGCCGAUGUGGAGCGUCAAAUCGCAGAACAUAAUCUGUUACAGCACGAGAUUGAUGAAUAUGGUACAGACAUACGUAACCAACCCCAGGUAAGGCAAUUCUGUCUAUUAGACUAAAUAAAAAAAUACCUUGAGCAGAUGCACUUUGAAAAUAAAAAUAUAAACAAAUACAAUUACUAAUCCCUUUAUAGCUUUCAUGUCCUAGUUACUUUUAAUGCCCCUAGUUCACUCCUCUGUACUUUAUGUCUCAACCAUCCAAUAACCUUUUAGAUAGUAAUCUUAUUAGAUGGACUCUCAAUACCCACUUCAACACUGUAUUGAGUCUGCCAAUAAAAGUUAUGUUAUUAAUCCCUUUACUCAGUAUAUUUAAUUACAGCAGCAUUUACUGACGUAACAUCUAUAAAUGAUAAUAGUAAUUAAUUGUGCACUGGGCAGUAAUUAUUAUAGUUCGAAUGCUAUCAUGUUAUGUAGAAUGAAACAGAACAAACACACAAUGGGAGGGAGGUGUUAAUCUGUGUUUUGGAGCACUUGCCUUAAAAUGUACCCCUUUAAACCCUUAAGGACACAUGACGGAAAUAUUCUGUCAUGAUUCCAUUUUAUUUCUGAAGUUGCGUCCAUCACAACAUUCAGUUCCCGAACAAAUUAAAAUAAAAUUACACAUUCUAUUUUCGGUGCUGGUUGUGAUGACAGAAAAUUAUAUUUGGUACCUAAAGAGUUAAAAAAGGUAAAUACAUUUUGGAACUGGAAGGAGACACGUGAACACGCUUGCUGGCCUUGGAGCUAAAAUAACUCUGAUGGAUCUAAGCUAUGUAUGCUUGCAAAACCUCAGCUUAAAAACUGGUUAUCAUUCAAUAUCAAACGUUAAAAAUAUAUAUAUUUUCAAAUAUUUAUUUUGUAGUGUUUUUAUUAGUGGGGUUUGAAUAUUGUUACUAUAUUGAUUAGUUCAUAACACACGUAGUUCACUGACUGUAUGUAAUGCACCUAUGCAACUAUUUUCUUUCACCAAGCCAAUUCUCAAGCUUUGACAUGUACACAUUUUUACACGUGCAUGACUCCACAAGCUCCACAGCUGAGCAAUGCUGUAGACUUCCUCUUCUAGCCGAUGUUCUCAAAGCAAUUUUAAUUACCAGUCUGGGUUGUAGUACUUACUGUAUACAUUUUUUGUAAGAAUAGCAGUGAGCUCUUUGCCACGCUCCUGUCUCUAUUCAGGCACAUUCAGAGUGAUGGUAUUGGGCACUAGCAAGUGAACAUGAAACACAUGUAAGAUUUGUGGCUGUAGUAUUUGGAAUGUCAGAAGCUGGACUCUUGACGACGUGCUGGGAAGCAGUCAUUCUUUCGAUCAAACCCAUUGAGGUGACCCAUUGCAUGUUCUGAGAGUCCUUAAUGAUGACAUUAGGGUUAAAGGGACACUAUAAGCUCCAAAUAACGUUAGCUUAAUGAAGUAGUUUUGGUGUAUAGAUCAUGCCACUGCAGUGUCACUGCUCAAUUUUCUCCCAUUUACAAGCUAAAUCACUUUGUUUAUAUAGCUUAGUCACACCUCCCCUGCAUGUGAUAUACCCAGCGUCUCUACAUAUUUCCUGUAAAGAGAGAUCUAAUGUUGAAACUUUUAAAUUUCUUAUCUCCUGUUAAUUGCGUGUUAGAGCCUACUUUGUAAUUAAAGUUCAAUUAGUAGAGCAGGAGAUAAAAGCUUCUAAAAUAGACACAAUAUGCUGUAAAGAGCUGAUUAAAAAUUAAACCUUUUUUUUUUUUUAAUAUUGCAGGCUAUGUGAGUCUCACCCAGGGGAGAUUUGGCUAAGGCUGCAUAAAGAGAAAUAAAAGGGAUUUAACUCCUUAGUGGCAGAGUCUGCAGGGGCAUGAUCUAUACACUAAAAAUAUAAUAUGGUGCCUAAAGUAUACCUUUAAACCAAGGUUUUGCAGCUGUCCUGUUCAAUUUGAACAUUUCCCUGGAACCCUAAAUGUGGGACGCAAGAGAAAUUACCUGGGAAGGAGAGACAUGUGUUCCAAAGUAUCUGGGAUACAAAAAUAGUAUAUGUUAUUUCCUAAAAGCUCUGGGCAAAUUUUACGGUGUUCAUCUUUGAAGCUACCUGUGCUCCAAACAUUUAGGCAGACCUGCUGUACAGACCUGUUUGGAUUGUAACUAUUUAGACGUCUUCAUCAGCAAGGUAGACAGACUGCCGUAUACAUCGUAUGAAAACACAUGGGGUUAUUUACAAAAACAAAGUUGGCCAAAAGCAUUAUUUUUUAUAACUCUGCGGACGAUCUGUUUCUAGCAGUAAAUAAUGUACUAAAAACCUGUUCUGCUUUUAUGUUUUAUCUAAUAGGGAAUUAAGAACCAGUAUCAAGAUGUGAAGGUAAUUGAAUCAAAUAUAUAACAAAUAUAAUAUAACUUUAUUUUAAGAGCAGUAUUUAAAUGGACACAGCUGCUACUUGGGAGUGUUACUCCUACUAAUCUCAGAUCUGAUCUCAGACAUGUGUGAGAUGGCUGAGAUUUGGGUCCCAAGGAUCUGUUAAAUACAUGGAAUAAUUGCAUGGAUAAUGUCACCAUCUGUUUUAGUACAUGAUCUGCUCUUUGGAAUAACGGGCAGAUUAUGUAACAAAUACAUGAGUUAAAAUAUGCUGUGGUUGGAAAAAUCUUUACUUAAAUCUUUACUUAAAACUUACAAUUCUCUUGUAAAUUCUCGAAAAUUCCUAGUUUAGAGAAUAACAAUUAAGAUAUUAAUCUCAAUUAUUCCCUUAUUUAGGCUAGAAUGCAGUGUCUUUUAUGCAAUAAGUAUGUUCUGUUUACAUUUUUCCUCUAUCGGGGACAAAAUGGAAAAAUGGAAACAUUCUCCAAGUCAGCCAUGCUUCCGGUUCAACUGACGGCAUUUUAAACUAUCUCCUUUUUUUGCUGUAUCCUACUUAUUUUAAAAAUUGAAUAAACUUCUCAAAUGUAAAAAAAGAAGAAAAAAAAGACUGACACUUUGAGCGAAUUUCAAAUGUAAGGAUAGCCAUCCAAAACCACAUUAGAUUGUAAUGACUAAUAUCUGGCAUCACCCUCCUGAUGCUGUGGAAUUUUUAACUCCUUGUUACUGAGCAUCAAGGGAACUGUAGUCCGCAGCAGGUUAAGUUCCAAAGAGCACUCAUCCCUACUAUAGGAUGGCAAAGUGUGAAAAACUAAAAAUACUUUAGGCUGGGUUAAGCAAAAUUAAACACUCCAGAUGUUGUGGACUACAUCUCCCCUGAUGCUGUGCCAGCAUUAUGGCUGCAAUGGCAAUAUGGGAAAUGUAGUCUACGACAUCUUCGGAGUGCCAAAGUUUGCCUACCCCUGUUUUAUGCAUUGGGUCUGUCCUGCAGUGUUUUUUUUUUAGAUAUAAUGAUUAUUUGUCUGUGUUUUCCUCGAGUACAGGAGGCUGUCACGUGGAGGGGUCAGUACCUCAGCAGCCUAUAUAACCACCUCCAUGGCUGCACCAAAGAGCUGCUCUACCUGAACGAAGAACAGAAUAGGAUCUUAAAACAGGACUGGAGUGACCAGAUACCCGACCUUCCCGGCACCCGCAGGCAAUAUGAGGUGAGUAGCAAGGGAGCCUUUACACGAUACACAAUUUUCCAGGUACUGUGAAGAGGGCAUUCAGGGGGCACCUGUGCAAAAUCACCCUCCUCAUACUAAAGAGAUUUGAGGAGGCAACAUGAGCCAAUGACCCAGGUGUAGCAUAUGGGCCAUUAAGACAUUUUAUACAAAAGCUAAGUAUAAAACAAAACAGUAUAUUUAGUCCUUGGGAACCCUCAUUGAUGUCAGCCUCUAGUAUUGCUUGCUGCUUACCACAGUCCUAUUUAACCUGCCCCUUCUGCCCAAACAUUAGCCAAGCCUAUACUCACACAUAAAUACCCACAGACAAUACGGGUUGUUGAUUAGGGACAUGUCUUCCCUCAUAAACCAGUGGGCAUGAUGAUGUGGGUGUGUAUCACACAUACUUAUCAUGAUAGAGACAUUCAGGGAUCAGGUCCACAAUAACUUCUAAAUAAAAUAUUGACGUUUAAAUUAUCACACUUUUUAUCAAUGGCCAGAUUUUCCAAUAUUGCCUCAGACUCUGUAGAUCAGAUUUCAGCCUGUAACUAAUCAGCUGAAACUAAAGCAUAUUUAUUUAGGUUAUUACAUUCCCAUUAUAUCCAGGAGGUACAAAAUGUAACCUAUCUUCAAUUAGUUACCAAUGAUUUGUGAAUAAGCCCCAUGAACAUUCAGCACUGACCCAGGAAGCACCUCUAGUGGCCGUCCGAGUGACCGCCACUAGAGAUGUAACUAGGCAUAAAUGUAAACACUGUCUUUUAUCUGAAAAGGCAGUGCUUUCAUUAAAAAACCUGCAGGGGCAGGCUAUAGAUACUAGAACUACAUGAAGCUAUAGGGUCCCUUUAGGCUCAACCACCUUGACUUUGCAUGAAGACAAAUUAGAAUUCUGUCUUAGAUAUCUGACUGUAUUUGUUUUUUUUGUUGUUGUUUUUUUUACUAUUUUUCCAGCGAUUUAAAUCUGAAGAAUUGCUACCCCAGGAGGAAAAAGUGAAUGACUUACUGGAUGAUGGGGAUAGGAUGGUUGAACUCAAACACCCAGGAAGCAGCUGUAUCUUGGUAUAUAAAAAACAAAACAAAAAAACAUUGUUACGUGCAAUCCAGUAGGAUUGGUGUUUGCAUACAAAAUAAGUCUGCCAGAUAGCCCUGUAGCUUUCCGCUGUAUGCUUAUUUACUUAUUUGAUCUUUAUUAGGUUUUCGUAUUCAUUGACUAUACUAGGGUAUGGAUAGGCAACCUUCGCUCUCCAGAUGUUGUGGACUACAUCUCCCCUGAUGCUUUACCAGCAUUAUGGAUGUAAGAGCAUUAUGGGAGAUGUAGUCCACAACACCUGGAGUACCGAAGGUCGCCUACCCCUAGACUAUAGUGUGGGCCAAUAUUUCCCAAACUGAUUCCAUGUUAUUGUUUGUUGCACUUCCUAAUGCCACUUACUAAAUGUAACUGUGUCAAAUCGGAACAUUGCAAAGCAGAUGAAGAGGAAGCAUUACACAUCUUUAAUUUUUCUAGAGGCUUUUUUUUUUUGCUUAAAAAUUGCACCUUCCUGGUCUCAAAUAAAUCAGUCAAUACUUAUCAUUUUUACAGUAUGUGAAAAUAACAAUGUGAUUAUAUUUAAUUUUGUGCUACGCCCGUUAACAACAUGUGUGAAUCCAUAAUAAAUUGGAAAACAACAAGUGUGAUCACAUGAUCUCUAUGUUUCAGGCACACAAUGAGGCUCUGAAAGGAGAGUGGCAGAAUUUUCUAAACCUAUGUAUCUGCCAGGAAAACCAUCUAAAGAAUGCUGAGGAUUACAAGAAGGUGAGAAAGGUUCUCAGUAAAUAUGGGCUUCAAAUACUUCUAUGCAUGGAGCUACCACUAAUAUCGACAGGAGAAAGACAACUGAAUUAAAAUGGAAGCAAAAAAUAUUAUUAUAUAGGUGAGAUGUUGGCAGGGGUUCACGCAGAUAUUAUGAGUUCGCCGCCCAGCACCCAGAAUGGCUGUGUGAAAAGCCACACAGUCAUGACUCCCACACCCGCAGGGCCCCCAAAUAGGGCGAGAUUUACUUUUAAGGGGUUAAUCUAACAAAAAACUGUGUUUUAGUAAAACACUGUUUUUGGAUGGAGUAACCCUUGCUUGCAUGCCUCCUCCCCUUAAACUAAAGAAAUAAAACACAUAUAUUAAUUCCGCUGCGUGAGCUGGUGAUAUCACAUGUGCAAGCCUGCAAAUAGGCUCCAAACACAUCUGUUUGGAGGCUACUUGUGUGGUUGUGUGUGUGGGAUGCUGCCUGUCAAUUUGUGUUCCUGUACAUCAAUCGUGUUGCGUUAGAAUUAAUAGUUUGUCUUGUUUUGCCUAUUGUACAGUGCUGCAGAAUAUAUUGCUGCUAUAUAGAUAAUUGUAAUAACUGUGCGUGUGUAUAAGGAUGCAGUAUUAAAUGUGUGGGGAUGCCGCUUGUGAUGUGUGUGUAGGGAAGCUGCAUGUUGUAUUGCAUGUGUGGGGAUGCUGCUGAUAGGAUUGUGUGCAAAAAGUGAGGCUCCUCGUGGGUUUGCUUGUGUGAAUGGUGCUAUUUGCAGUGUAGUAUGUCAGCGUUGUAGUUUAUGUGGAUAUGGACUGUUGUAUGUGAGUGGGUAUAGAGGCUGUAGAAGGUACAGUGGGAAUAGGGACUGUAGUGUGUGCACAGAGGGAUUGGGUAGUGGGUGCUGGGGAGAUAGGGCCAGGAGGCAUAGGGUCUGUAAUGGGUGUAGGAGGGGAUAGGGUCUUUAAUGAGUGAUAGGGGCAUAAAGUUGGUAGUGGGUGCAGGGGGGCACAGGGAGACAUAGGAGAUGUAGGGAAGAGAAUGGGUGCUGAAAGGGCUGUGGGUUCAAUUGGUGCAGAGAAAACAUAGGAGUUGCUGUGUAUGCAGGGUUGCAUAAGGACUGUAGAGAGUGCAGGGGAGAACAUAGGGGCUGGGGUGGGAGGGGGCUCACGUGUUUAGAUGGGUGCUGGGGGGUAUAGGAGCUGUAGUGGGGGGUAAGAGUCCUAUCUAACCCACACAUCCUACAUGUGCUUCUGCCUUUUUCACCCCCAAACCCUGUCUCUACACCAGCCACCAUUUUCACUUUCUAAAAAGGAUUAAACCAUGUGUGUGCAGUCUCCAGGCUGCUCCUUAUCUUCUGCACUCUGCAUGCGGAGAGCACAGGAAGUGAUGUCACUUCCCAUCCCUCAGACCCUGCCUCUUCUUCUCACACAGAGGAGAUCAUAGAGUAGACCUGGAACAGAAAGUGCAGGAUUGCUGCCAGGUCUCUCUCAGAACAUACGUGUGUGUGUGUGUGUGCACAUUGAGGUGUCCGGGGCCCUGUCUGCCUCAGGCCAUGACCGACGUGCCUGAGUGGUCAGAUGGUCCCUGCAGAUUUGCCAGAAAACAAACAAAGUUAACAGAUUAGUGAUUAUUAUUGACAAAGCUGUUUUCUUACUGGCCAGACAGGUUAGGCAGAUGUUCCAGGUGUGAAGGGUUACAGGCUACUGAAUGAAUGAAAGAACACAAUAAAGUGUAAAAAAGUUUAAAGGUGGCUGGUCAAUGUAUUGUUUGUUUAAAUGGACACUACAGUCUCCCAGACCACUUCAGCUCAAUGAAGUGGUCUGGGUGCCAGGUCCCUCAGGUUUUGUAACCCUUCAGAUGUAAACAGUGCAGUUUCAGAGAAACUGCUAUGUCUACAUUUGGGGUUAAUCCAACCUUAACAUUUGGGGUUAAUCCAGCCUCUAGUCCACUUGGGAGCUGAUGUUGGCAGGGGAGGAGAGGUAAGCUGCUGAAGGGGGACCCUGAGGGUGGGGGCACCCUCACGGCACUAUAGUGUCAGGAAAGCCGCUUUGUUUUCUUGACACUAUAGUGAUCCUUUAAAAAAAAAAAGGGGGGAUGGGGGGUAAGGAUAUUAGUCAAUAAAUAGUUUGGGGGGAAAAAUUCAAGGUGACAGGUAAAUGCGGUAUUUUAAUACACAAUAAUAGCAAAUACAACAUAUAACAUAUGUAAACAAAAAUUACUCUGCCUGAAGAGGUUAUUUAACAGAUUCUGUACAGAUAUUUAAACAACAUGUGGAUGGAACCAGGAUAUGCAAGGCUGUAAUAUUUAGUUAAAGGACCACUAUAGUGCCCUGAGGGUGCCCCCACCCUCAGGGUCCCCCUCCCGCCGGGCUCUGGGGAGAGGAAAGGGUUAAAUCUUACCUUUUUUGCAGCGCCGGGCGGGAAGCUCUCCUCCUCCUCUCCGCCUCCGAUCCUCCUCUUCGUUUGAAUGCGCAUGCACGGCAGGAGCUGCGCACGCAUUCAGCCAGUCUCAUAGGAAAGCAUUUAUAAUGCUUUCCUAUGGAAGCUGGCGUCUUCUCACUGUGAUUUUCACAGUGAGAAGCACGCAAACGCCUCUAGCGGCUCUCAAUGAGACAGCCACUAGAGACUUUAGAGGCUGGCUUAACCCAUUUAUAAACAUAGCAGUUUCUCUGAAACUGCUAUGUUUAUAAAAAAAAGGGUUAAUCCUAGAGGGACCUGGCACCCAGACCACUUCAUUAAGCUGAAAUGGUCUGGGUGCCUAGAGUGGUCCUUUAAUAAAUGUGUUUCUCAUUUUACUGUUAUUCUGGAGUCAAGAAGGAUUCCUUCCCUCAAUUUGUUGGAAAACUUGAAAAUGCUUUGGAUGCGAGGUAGAGCCUCCAUGGAUCAGAUUUGUUGUUCCAGCUCAACCCACAGAUACUCAAUCUGAUUGAGAUCUGGGGAAUUUGUAAGCCUUGACAACACCUUGAACUCUAUGUCAUGUUCCUCAAACUAUCCCUGAACAAUAUUUGCAGUGUGCAUUAUCUUGCUGAAACAGGACACUGCCAUCAGGGAACACCAUUGCCAUGAAGAGGUGUACAUGGUCGGCAGCAAUCUCUAGGUACUUGUCAAAGUAACAUUCGCAUGAAUGCCAACACCCAAGGUUUCUUAGCAGGAUACUACCCAGAGCAUAACACUGCCUCCGUCGGCCUGCCUACUUCCCAUAAUGCAUUCUGCUGCCAUCUCUUCCCCAGUUAAUGAACACACACACCCGACGAUCCACCUGAUCUAAAAGAACACAUGAUUCAUCAAACCAGGCAACUUUCUUCUAUUUUUCACGUCCCCAUUGAAGGCUCUUUCGGUGGUGGACACGGGUCAUCAUGUGCACGCUGACCAGUCUGCAGCUAGUCAGCCCCACAUGCAGCAACAUGCAAUGUUCUAUGUGUUCUGUGAGUAUUCUAUCAUGACCAGCAUUAAAGGAACAAUAUAGGGACAUUAUAGUGUUAAAAACACAAUCUAUCCCCUUUGCCUGACCCCCCCAUUAAAUAUAGUAAAACCUUAGUUUUAUUCCAGUCUGCUGCUGCUGGCUCUUACCUGAUCUGUCUGCUUGGCUGACAUCAUCUAAAGUUAUGAUCUGAGCCAAUCACAAUGCUUUUCCAUAAGAAAGCAUUGGACUGUCUGAAACUGUCAAGGAGGCCGAUCAGGGGCAGAGCCAGCACAAACCAUACCCAGCCUGGCCAAUCAGCAUCUCCUCAUACAGAUGUAUUGAAUCAAUGCAUCUCUCUGAGGAAGGUUCAGUGUCUCCAUGCAGAGGGUGGAUACACUGAAUGGCUGUGCAGCACUGACCAAGGUAGCACCUCUAGUGGCCAUCUGAGGAGUGUCCAGUGGAGGUAUCCCUAGCCUGUAAUGUAAACACUGCAUUUUCUCUGAAAAGACAGUGUUUAUUGCAAAAAGCCUGAAGGGAAUGAUUCUACUCACCAGAACAAAUUCAAUAAGCUGUAGUUGUUCUGGUGACUAUAGUGUCUCUUUAACCCUUUAAGGACCAAACUUCUGGAAUAAAAGGGAAUCAUGACAUGUCACACAUGUCAUGUGUCCUUAAGGGGUUAAGCUUUUCAUCAAUUUGAGCUGCAGUAGAACUUCUGUGUGAUUGGAUCAGAUGGGCUAGCCUUCGCUCCCCACGUGCAUCAAUGAGCCUUGGGUGCCCAUGACACUGACGCCGGUUCACUGGUUGUCCUUCCUUGCACCACGUUUGGUAGGUACUAAACAAUGUAUAUCAGGAACACCCAACAAGACUUGCCGUUUUGGAGAUGCUCAGACCCAGUUAUCUAGCCAUCACUAUUUGGCUCAUCUCAAAGUCACUCAGAUGUUUUUACUUGGCCAUUUUGCCUGCUUCCAACCCUUGAAAUUCAAGAACUGACUGUUCACUUGUUGUCUAAUAUAUCCCACCCAUUGACAGGUGCCAUUGUAACUAUAUAAUCAAUGUUAUUCACUUCACCAGUCAGGGGUUUUUAUUGUUGUGGCUGAUCAGUGUAUAUAAUAUAUAGAGAUUUUUUUUUUUAUUAUUUCUCCUCCUUUUUUCCCCCUCUAUUGGUUACUUUUCCCCCACUUGUUAGGUGCAUUUGUGCGCCACUGGGUUUACAUAUGAGUGUACUGCAAAAUAUAUACAUAAUAUUUAUAUUAUGUGUAUACAUUGCAGUACACUGAUUUGCCAAUUUUCGCUCAAUUUUGUUCAUCUGAAUUAUUCGUAUAGACAAUAGUCAGACCACAUGAACGGCUAUCCAAACUAAAUUUUAUAUUUUGAGACUAAGUGAAUUUGCCGAAUUUCUCUACUGUGCACAAGUCUAGUGUACUGGACUGUAUGUUUUAAUGUCUGUUAGUGAGCAGAUUUGUAUUAGAUGGUACUAGGGCAAGGUGGAAGGUAUCCCUCCUCCUAUUCCUGGCCGCCAGUAACCGUAAAAUAUUAAAAGUACCACAUGAUGGGGGGCAGAGCCUAACCUUCAAGCUGACCAGACGUGAGGCGCUUGAGCUCCCUCAUAUUUGGCUGAAUUUCAGGUGUUUUACCCGGCCAGCUUGCUACCAUGUUAUAUUCUGUACACAUCUCAGGUCAGGGAUUCCCGGGCAAGCUGUAUGACACCUCUCCCGAGAGUUUACAGCACCGGGAGCCGGAGAAAUUCUGCUGUGGCCUGGGGACAAAGCAAGGGAGAAGCGAUCGAUCUCCUCGCCCUCCAGUUCAUGACUAGACCCGCUGCACCCCAAACCCCCCCUCCCUCUGAUGGAUAACACGGUCCCCUCUGGAAAGUUUUAAGCUGUCUUACGCAUACUUACCGCAUACUCAGAGUUGCCACCAGACCGCUUUUCGGAACUCAAAAAUGGCAGACACCCCUCUUGCAACCUCACAUGGCAUGCACUCAACCCAGAGGGCUAACCACAGCUCCACUGUGUACCUCUUGUCGCAGCUUGAUGAGCUUAUUCAGAGCUUCUGGUUAACACUGUAAAACCAAGAUACAACCAACAAACCUACUCUCUGACAGGAACACCAUGGAAGCGUGCGGCCGGAGACAGUAAGGCACCCUCGGUCGGAGACAGUAAGGCACCCCCAGCCUCAACAAGGUUCUGUGGAAGCAACCGAGACCCUCUGCUUACCUACAUAGGCUGAGUGCUACCUGAGGCUUACCCUCUGUGUAUCCGUGAAUAAUUCCAUAAGGCUGAAUUUUUACCAGUAGGAACGGUUUACUUGCUGGUACUGGAGUACAGUACACCAGCUAUCACUCGAUACCUGGGGGCUCCCCUCUAUAAGCUGGGGCCAGAAUUAGUAGCCCCAUGCUGACAGAUGAGUGGCAGUGCUUAAAGUGAGCACUACACAAUGCCCUUUAAAUUACCAUGGUGGAACUUUUUGUUUAUUGAUAUGCGAUAGUACAAUAACAAGUAACAGGCUAUCAGCAGUUUAAUAUGAUUUUACAAAUUAUGAUGAUCAAUCUGUGGUUUGACCAGAAUCUCUGAGUGAUUGUUUGUGUGGAAAUGUAAAGCCUGACAAUGAGCAGAGUGAUUGUAUGAGGAUGACAAGUUGUGAAAUGUGACGGCCAAUCAAAGUGAAAAUUAUUUUUGUGAAAUGUGAAGGAGCAAUAAAUGAAUACAGACAAUAAUCCGUUACCCUCUCAACAGUUCCAGGAUGAAGCUGAUUCUGUAUCCGAGAUCAUAAAAAACACCAACCACAAUCUUGAAACCAAAUACAGUCAACCCAACCUUAGCAGCCCAACUGAGCUCCAGCUACAGUUAGGCAAGGAUGAGAAACAGCUCAUACAGGCUGAGAAGACUUUAGCUGGCCUCAAACAGAAGAGCCCAGAGAUUGUGCCUAUUAAACAAAGAAGGAUCAGGCCAAAACAACCUAUGCAGGUGGACACAAUAUGUGACUGGGACUCGGGAGAUGUAAGUUCAUGAAAUGAUGUGACAAGUUACUAGUUUCACUUCAAAGACUAAAUGAAUGACAUAUACAUUCUAAUAAGUGCACACUUAGACCCUUUGGCCUUGAUUUAAUAUUGUUGAAUAAGCUUUCCAAAUGAUAUAAUAUUUUUGGAUAAACAUUUAGAAUGAUUUAUUUAAAAAAAGUUAAAAUAUCAAAAAAUAUAUCAUAUAUGAUCAACAUAUCAAUAUAUCAAAAAAUACAAAAUUAAAAUAUUUUUUUUAAUAUUAAAUCCUUUUAAUAGCUUAUCUAAGAAUAAUAAAUGAAGGCCUUUGUUAGCUGGACAAGCAAGCAAUGCAUUUCCUAAGAGAGCUUGGUUUAAAAAGAUGAUCCUAUAAUGUUAUAACCAACGGCUUUAUUUUAGGAAAUGAAACAUGUCUGUUGCACAGGUAGAAUAAAUAAUAUUUAGCACAAAAAAUGCAUAUGCUCUCCAGUAAUACCUGUUGUUGGUCAUCAAUAUAAACCUUGAAAUGCGGUAGUUCCUCACCUCCUGACACUGGUAAUCUAAUCUCAACUUGUUGUCAAUAAAGUUGUGGCAACCAUCCUCAAAAUAACCAACAAGUACUCCCAACAGGUCCAGCUUACGAAAGGGGAAACCUACACUCUAAAAGACAACAGUAAGAAAGAAAGCUGGGUUGUGCAGAGUCCUGACGGAAAGACUAUAAAUGCCCCAGCCACCUGCUUCGUGAUUCCACCCCCAGACUUGGAGUCGAUUGAUAGGUUGAAGAGGUAAGUGUUUAUGGAAGAGGACAGAUGAGAUUGACGUAUUUACUCUGCUAAUUGGGGGAUGUUAUUCCUCUCUGUAUUCUAUGUGAGUUUUGGAUUAUGAUGUCUAAUAUUUUUAAUGUUCAGGUUGGAAGGAGAUCUGAGUGAUGUAAAGAAGAAAACAGCAGCAGUGCAAAAUACCCUAAAAUCUAGCACUCGCGAGCCUACUAGACCCAACCAGAUGGGUAAGAUAUGAGAGCAAUUCUGUGAAUUCCUUUUUUAUUAAAACACAAACCUAGGUCUAUGUUAAAGAAAUUCAAUAAAGGGACCAAUAUAAUGGCAAAAAUCACUUGCAAUAUAGGAGAAGAUGGUAUGGUGCUGAAAUAAUGGGAAAGUGGAACAUUUUGUGUAAUGGUAGGCUAGCAGCAUAUUACCACAUGGCAGAUGGUGUUAAGUUCAGGUUUGCUUACAUUUACGAUCCUUACUUGAGCUAUAUCUGAGAGCUCAUUUAUUCGCAAUGUCCGUACAGCUCCUGUUAACGCUCCUCCGAUACCUCCAGCAAGGACAUCUAGCGUACCCACUGAAGACCCUCAAAGUGAACAGAUUCUCAAAAAAUUGGACAAGAUCUAUGGAGACCUACAAGAUACUGAACAGGAUGUACUGUCAAGGUUGCGUUCACCUGUCAGCCGGUCUUCGCCUAGUCAGGACAUUACUGGGAGGCUGAAAGACCAAGAGGUGAGAUAUUCAAAUAGGGUUUAAAGGAAGUAGAGUGUGGGAAGUAAGAAUGUUGGGGUUAAUAUCAAGAAAUUGUAUUUUUGUGUCUGAGACUUUUCAGGGGUAGCUACUGGUAGCUCUCGGGAUGUUAGGGUAGUACAUCUACCAUGCUGUAUUGCUCUUUUUAUUCAUGUGCAAACCCUGUACAUUUUGAAUGACUUUCUUGCGGGACUGGUAUACUUUGAUAAUUUUUGAAAGACAAAUCUAUUAACGAAAAAAAUUGAAAUUUAUAUACACAUGACCCCAAAACUGUAUAUAUUUUUAAUUGGUUGUCAGCCAUAAAAUGACAUUUCAGAAUUAUCAUAGAGUUUGUCAUUGUAAUCUCAAGUAAAUUUUUUUUUCUUAGGCAACUGCUCGGAAGCUGCAGGGUAUUGCAUCCGAUAAAGAUACAGUUCAGAAAGAAUGUGAAAGCUUCCUGUCCAAGAAGCCAUUGGGCCCGGUAGCCUCUCAGCUCCCAAGUUCCCUGACAAAAGUCAACAACAAAUACAACGACGUCAAGGCUUUGACAUCCUUCUAUGGAGAAGAGUACGUAAGAGGACAAGAAGAGCUUUGUGUUAUGUUUGCUGUUUCUAGAAUGAAGCUGGUAGUCUGUUGACUCAAACUAGUUUUAUGGUCCUCACUCAUCAUUUUAAGCAAUUUAAGAAUACAGAAAGUUGUAGUUAAUAUGAUAUGAGCUGACAAUCUUGCCAUAGGAUCAUUGGUUCUAUAACCAGUCAGCACACACCCCUUAUUGGUUCUAUAUUUAGUGAUUUUAAAUUUUUGUUUCAAUUGGGAAACCAACUAAAUCUGGUCCAUUGGGCUUUAUAACGGUCUCGUCAAAUGAACCCUGUAAAACUUCUUAGAUGAUUUCAACUUUCAGAAGAUGCCUUUCUGCUCAUAAUAGGCAUACUUUGUUUAUGAGAUUUUAUAAGUAGAUCCUUCACUGUUGGGUGUGUCCAAGGACCAAAUUUAAAUCGUAUACUGUAUUAAAGCAACAGCCCUCUUAACUAUGAACUACAGUUAAUACGACCUACAAUCAGCCAAAUUAUUGAUAUUAUUAUAAUUAUUGGCAUUUAUAUAUUUUUCCACAGCGCUUUACAAUAUCAUAAAGGGGGUAAUUUAAACAUAAAUGAGACAACUACAAAAUGUUACAGGAAAAAUGGGUUGAAGAGGACCCUGCUCAAACGAGUUUACAAUCUAGAGAUAAUUAAUAGGGAAUAAUGAUCACUGCUUCAGAAUGUUCUGUCACUCUGGCAAUAACCCAGGGUAAGGAAAUUAUGAUUUUCAACCAUGAUAUGUGUGUACAUCUUGUGCAUCUACAUUGUCAACUUCACAUUCAAGGUGGCCUUAUUAUCCAUCACACUCCAUUUAAAGAUGAUUUUUUUUUUCUUCUACAGAGCUAAGGCAUCCCUAAACCUGGAGAAUCAGAUCACGAAGACAAAUGAAAUGAUCAGUGGAUUUGAAGGAAGGCUGGUGAAUGAUGGCGUUAUUCCAUAUUCUCCCAGUGCCCUGCAGGACAAAGUCACUGAGAUCCAGGUAAGAGCCAUGAGCAAUGUAGAACUCUGUAAUGAACAAACAAGUGCAAUUAGUUGAGUUCCAAGUCGAAUUUUGGAUGAAUUUGGAAAUUCAGAAGCGUCUGAGUUUAAGAAUUCCCACAAACCAAAAACAAAUUCGGUAUGAAUUAAAACAAAAAUUUUCUGAUCCAUUUUUUUUCAUAAGGAUAGCAAAUUAGGACUUAUCUAUUAUGCAAUUAAAAAAGCAAAAUCUCGAAAAGGGCAUUUGUUUUCUUAAUUUUGACCUUUCAGUUGUGUAGUAGAUAGCUCCCUAAUUUUGUAUCUUUCCGUGGGAUUGCAAUAUUUAACGGAACACACGAGGCGCUGUAACAACUUCAAAAUUAAGGUGUUAUGGUGCCAGGAAGUCUCUAAUGCUUGCUCACCUUUAGUGGUUAAAUUGUUCUAAAACUGUUUAACCCCACCAUCUAUGUUCUAUCGCCAAACCUCUCUGCCAAUCUGUCCUACCGAUUGCUCAAAUUCUUCACACCGGAAGACCUAGGCAGCAUCAUGCAGGGGUGCUGCAACUCAGUGACUCCACAUUCAUAAAACUGGGUUGAAAACGAAUGUAAUGGUGAGCCAGAACCAGGGACAUUCUGGCAUCAUAACAACUUUUUUUUAAUCAUAAUUUAUGGUGCCCAAACUGAUCCUUUAAGGGCAAUCCCACUUAAGGAUACCAAAUUAGGCAGCUAUCUACUAAACAGAUUAAAGGUGGAAAUUAUAGGAGCACUAUAAUGUUAGGAAUAAAAACAUGUAUUCCUAACACUAUAAUGUUGGGGUUGCAGUUUAGAUGUCCGGCAGCUGUCAGAAUGGGAUUUAAACAGUUUUUUUAAACUCACCAUAGCUGGCCCCGCCUCCGUGGCUCAGAUUAUCAAUCUUGUCAAAUACAGCCAAUCCAAUGCUUUGGCAGCAUUGGGAGGCUAUUGCACAUGCGCCGCAUUGAAUCAGUACAACUCUAUGUGGAGCGUUCAGCGUCUCCAUGCAGAACGUAGGUGCUGGACAUAGUGCAGCACUGAAAUAGGAUGCACCUCUAGUGGCCGUCUGAGUGACUGAAUCUACAGGUUUUACUUGGCAGCAAUGUAAACACUGCCAUUUCUCUGAAAAGGAAGUGUUUACAUUGUUGAGCCUGCAGAGGCAUGAUAUAGACACCAAAACCACUGUAUUAAGCUGUAGUGGUUCUAAUGACUAUAGUGUCCCUUUAAGAAAAAAACCCUUUUUAAAAAUGAGUUAUUUCACUUGUUUAGAAGAUAAGUCACUCAUUUUGGAAAUCCCACAUAAGUAUACCAAAUUAGAGAGGGAACUAUCUUCUAAAUAAUUGAAAGGUCAAAAUUAAGUAAUAAAGCCAUUUUAAUAAUUUUGACCUUCCAGGAAGCUAGUCUUAUAGUCCUUAGUCAUCAUUUUAAGCAAUUUAAGAAUACAGAAAGUAUAUUAGCUGAAAAACUUGCUCUAGGAUCAUUGGUUCUAUAACCAGUCAGCACACACCCCUUAUGGUUUUAUAUUUAGUGAUUUUCCUUUUUUCUUUUUAAUGGGGAAACCGACUAAAUCUUGUCAUAAAGGAUGGUGCUCACCAGACACAGAAAUGCAGAGGACUUAAGUAGAGUAGACACAGUUGCAUGCACAUUGAGGCCAAGUAUCCUCAUGCACACAAUGCACUGUAUAUAGUUAAAAAGUUAGAUCAUUUGGUAAAAAUACAUUAACCUUUUAUAGAAGAAUUAAAGGGACACUAUAGUCACCAAAACAAUUUUAGCUUAUUGAAGCAGUUUUGGAGUAUAGAUCAUUUCCCUGCAUUGUCACUGCUAAAUCAUCUGCCAUUUAGGAGUUAAAUCACUUUAUUUAUGCACCCUAGUCACACCUCCCUGCAUGUGACUUGCACGGCACUUCCUGUAAAGAGUCAGCUAAUGUUUACACUUCCUUCAUUGCAAAUUCUAUUUAAUUUAAAAUGUAUUAUCCCCUGCACUAUCGAUAGCUUGCUAGACCCCACAGAAGCAUUCUGUGUAUGAUUAAAGCUCACUUUAGAGAGCAGGCAAUAAGAACUUUUAAAGUAGGUUACAUCUAAUUGAAAGUUACAUUUCUAUUUCAUGCAUGGUAUGUGAGUCACAGCCAGGGGAGAUGUGACUAGGGCUGCAUGGACAGAAACAAAAGGGAUUUAACUCCUAAAUUGCAGAGAUGUAAGCAGUGAGACUGCAGGAUCAUGAUAUACUAAAACUGCAUCUUUAAGCUAAAGUUGUUUUGGUGACUAUAGUGUCCCUUUAAGAAUAUGGGGGUAGGAAGUCUGGGUCGCAAUCAGGGGGUGACAACCAUAACAGUUGUCACGGGCCCGGCGGCCCUGGGGGGCCCGGCCACCUGGGCCCCACGUGGAGCGGCGAAACUGCCGCAGGUGCAUCUGCACUGGGGCCCAUUGGGUGGCCCAAGCAUUUAGGGCCAUCCGAUGAGCCCUAUAUUUUCAGGGGCCUGGUCAGCACUGCGGCCGUGUAAUUGCGCGACCGGGCCCCUUUAAAACAAAUUGCGGCUACACCACAAGUGCUGCUGGGAGGAAGUGACGGCUGGUAAUAUGACAUACAAUGACAUGUAUGAGUAACUGGUAUUUGUGGUAUACUGGAGUGAUUCAAAUAAUUUAUAAAAAUUGAGCAAGGCCAUCAUCCCCUCUGUUCCUGCGCGUCCGACUCGUCUGGUUACAAUUAUGUGUUUGUUAGUCCCCCCAUUGUACAGUGCUGCAGAAUUUGUUGGUGCUAUAUAAAUAAUAAUAAUUGAAAAGUAUUUGCUAAGGACUGCUGGUACAGAUCUAGUGGAGAAGAAUAUGCAAACAUAUUGAUUUUUCAUUUUUUUUUGGAUACGCUUUUCAAAUGAUUUAUUAUUUUUGGAUACAUUUUUAAAAUGACUUUUUCCAAAAUAUAAAAAAAUAUUUCAGUUAUGAAAAAUAUAAAAUCAAGGUUAUAGCUGGUAUUUUGACUCUAAUGAUAACAAAAAUAGACGCUUGGUGCCGAUGAGCCGUGUAUGUUAUUGGUUUGCUCACAGAGUCUUUUAAUUUUAAAUUUUUACAUCCAUCUGUCUUCAUCACAUAGAAAACUAAGCGAGAACUUGUGAGCAAACAAGACAAUCUCUUGAAGCUGAAUCGGAGUUUAAAAGACACAGAGCUAGCAUGCAGCGCGUUACAAAGCAACACGCAAGAGCACAGCCCCGACCUCCCCCGCCAACGAGCAGAAGUCCAAAGAUUAAAUGAUCGCUACCAUGCUAUUGCUGACCAGCUUGAUCAGAGGUGAGAUAUGGCUGAACAAAAAAAGUCUAAUGUAAACAGUGGAAGUAAUGCCAAUUAUAAUUAAAACCUUAGUUAUUACUGACAUAGUUUGGUGUAAACAGUAAAACGUGUUGUUUUUUUUUUGUAAACAGAAGGUAAGGAAUUAUAUUGUUAGUUGGAUAGUUGACAUUGGUAUUCAUCAACAGUCUAUAGGUUAAGGCACAUUAUUAUUAGCUGAAUAACUGUCUGAAUUGGUUACUCCAAGCAUCAUAAAAAUUACAGUCUGCUGUAGCGUUUAUGAUGCAAGGAAUGCCCUGGCCUGGUUUUCUCCAUUUGCCCCUUUACCUGGCUCUCCGCUGGGCUUUGAUGCUCACUGGUGGUCCAGUGACAUGCAUCUAGCAUAUGCAGAAGCCAUGGUGGUCGACAUUCAUUGUCUGAGGGUGUCAGCUGACUGCCUUCAGCCAAUGACUGUCAUUCUGUGCAAUAGACAUUGCACAGAAUUUACAUUAGCUGGCAGUGAAUUCUAGUUCUAGGCUGGCUGAGAACAGCCCUGCGAUGCUGCUGGAGGUGGAGUUAUGCCUCCGGCAGCAGAGGGGUUAAUCAAAGCACGUGCAGUGUUACAAAGCAAAAUGCAGCACAUACAGACUCCAGGAACCAUGACUUCAUCAAAUCACUGAACUGGUCAUGGUGCUAGGAGAAGCCCUUUAAUAUUCCUCACGAUGUUGGUAAAAAGCAGCCAAGUCAAUGUGAUGUAAAACUCUAUAUGAAUAUUUAACAGUUUUUAUGUAGUGCUCUUGUCCAGAAGUUAUGAAAGCAGAACAUUGGUAAUUAUACAGAAUUUAGACAGAAUUUAAUAUGAAAGGAACAGAGGACACUGUUGUCUAGACAAUGAUUAAAGAAAUAUUAUCAUUUGUAUUCAUUGAGUGGUACUGUAAGGUAAGUGACAUUACAUCUUAAUCUAUUGCCAGAGAGAAGAUUUUGAGAGAUGCCAAUUUGCCGUACCAGCAAUUUAAAUCCUCCAGCGAGGGCUUGGACACCUGGCUUAAAAGUCUCCCAAGGAAUCAAGUGAACUCAUCGGAUAGUCCAAGCCAGGUCAAUUAUAAACUCCAGUCCCAAAAGGUGAGCAAAUCACGUAUGGAAGAUGUGUGUAAGGGACUACAUUCAAGAACAAAAAAAAUUCGGCCUUUCUGUAUACUAUAACAAUUUAAUCUGGAGUGUGGAAUUCUGAUGGAAUUGUUCACUCCAAUGAAGUAAACUGAAAAGUUCCUUAACGCAGCCUCUUUUCACUGACUUUUGAGAAGUAUAGGCUGAUGGACUUGGGCUCUAUUUUCUAAAGUAUGAAAUAUCGGCGCAUAGUUAAACUAGCUGGAUAUGUCAUAUCUGUAAUUUUUUUUUCUUCAUUGAAUUUUGCUCCAUAAUAUGACUACAGCAUGUGCUUUUAUUGAUAAAGACCUUUGCAGUUUUUGUAUAUCACAGAGUUGUUCAUUUGUAGCCUCGUUUGUUUCAUUGCAGAGGCUGGUGGAUGAGAUCCAUAGGAAAGAACCAGAAAAAAACAACAUAGUGAAAUUAUCCCAAGGCCUUGUGAAUACACUAGAAGUAAGUUGAUGCUGCUCUUCCAUGUCAAAUUAAUGUCUAUUUACUAGGCAUGUGCAUGGGAAAAUAUUUCACUUUGGCACUUCGACACUUCGGAACCUCGGCAACUUCGGAAUUUCAGAACUACUCUUGCAGCCGCUUGGUAGAUAACUCCUUAAUUCCCACGGUACCAAAAGGCUGAAAGACCUUGAAAAAAAAAAAAAAGGGUCCCCCCUCCUGAGCUGAGCUUAAAUUAGCAUGAGGGGGGGGGGACCUAAUGUCCUCCCCCUGGCCCCCACCCCUGAGUGGUGGGUGGGGGCCCUAAAUACUAAUUAGGGGGGGCCUAAUGUCCUCCCCUCUGGCCCGCACCCCUGAGCGGUGGGUGGGGGCCCUAAAUUAGCAUGGGGGGACCUAAUGUCCUCCCCCUGGCCCCCACACCUGAGAGGUGGGUGGGGGCCCUAAAUACUAAUUAGGGGGGGGGCCUAAUGUCCUGGCCCCCAGCCCUUAGCGGUGGGUGGGGGCCCUAAAUUAGAAUGAGGGGGGAGUACCUCAUGUACUCCACCCCUGACCCCCACCCCUGAGCAGUGGGUGGGGGCCCUAAAUACUAAUUAGGGGGGGACCUAAUGUCCUCCCCCCCUCAUUCUAAUUUAGGGCCCCCACCCACCGCUGAGGGGUGAGGGCCAGGGGAGAGGACAUAAGGUCCCCCACCCCAAUUAGUAUUUAGGGCCCCCACCCACCGCUCAGGGGUGGGGGCCAGGGGGAGGACAUUAGGUCCCCCCCCAAUUAGUAUUUAGGGCCCCCACCCACCGCUCAGGGGUGGGGGCCAGGGGGAGGACAUUAGGUCCCCCCCCAAUUAGUAUUUAGGGCCCCACGCACCGCUCAACAGUGGGGGCCCAUUAGGUCCCUAUUCUGAUUAUGGCCCACACCCGCUGCUUAGGGGUGGGGGCUGGGGGAGGACAAUAGGUCCCCCCUUAUUUUACUUUAGGGCCACCACCCACCGUUCAGGGGUGGGGGCCAGGGGGGGCAAUAGGUCCCCCUUCAGGUUAGAAUGGGGAGGGGGGAUGUUUUUUUUUUUUUUUUACAGUGAGCACUGUUUAAUAGACAUGCCCCUACUUGCGGUAUAGCGAGUAGGGGCAUAAUUUACUAAUACUAAGUAAUCUUUACUUAGUAUUAGUAAAUUUGGCUGAAAGACCAGUUUAGGUCUUUCAGUCUUUUGGUAGAUAGCUCCCUAAUACCGUUGGAAUUAGGGAGUUAUCUACUUAUUCAUUCCUGUCAUUACAUUGACUGGCCAAGUAACUUACAUUUUAUAUGAAUGUAUGUUACUUGAUUGUUGUAAGUGUUGCAAAUGCUUACAGCUGAAUCCUGGCUAUGUUUGUAUACUUUUUAUUUAAAAUUGUAUACAGUGUAACAUUCUUCUUCUUCCACUGGGUAAGUAUAUUAGUACAUAAGCAAAACUGUGCUUCGGAACUUCGUCAACUUUGGCACUUCGGUAAUUCGGCACUUCGACUAUUCGGACAUUCGGAAGUACCCAAAUGUCCAAAUUGCCCGAAAUUCGUCCGAAUACAUAUUCAGCCCGAAACGAAUUGCACAUGUCUACUAUUUACUGUUAGGACUUAUAUAAUUUCCACAAUAAUGGUUACAUUAUAGAAAUUGAAUACAUAUUGUCAUUUAAUGUGUAGUAAUGAGUGGAGCAAAGUGAAACACAACUUAAAAACAGUAGAGAAAAUUGUAUACAAACUCCUUGAAUGUUAGAUGGUUCUUCCAAUCAUUGAUUGAAGAACCAUCUAACAUUCAAGGAGUUUGUAUAUAAUUUUCUCUACUGUUUUUAAGUUGUGUUUCACUUUGCUCCACUCAUUACUACACACUAUUCCUUAUUGGUGGAUUUGGGGAUUACACCAGAGUGUGAAGCAAUUGUUUACACCUGAUACUUGUUUAGCACCCAGAUUUUCCUUUUUCUUUAUAUUGUCAUUUAAUAUUGAAACAUUAAUUCUCCAUUGAAUUACAAUGAGGCCCUUUUCAGUUCAUCACAUAUUAACAAAACAGGCCCCUGUAAUAUCGGAUCAGGCCCCUUUAAUGUCGGAUGCUGGGAGAUAGUGAGAGCAGGUGUCUCUAGUAUUCAUUUUUUAGGGGGGGCACAUGGUAGGCCAGGGACAAAAGUAGGGGGGCAGUUAUAAACCAUGUAUGUAUUUGUGUGUGUGUAUUUAUACACACACACGCUCCCUUAAUCCCUCUGCAAACUGCAGUCUCAGCCAAGUAGGUAAUGCGUCACACCUUAGAUGUAGCCGCACUGUCCAUUCAGCUUGCAUCUACCCCAUGGAUUUUUGAAUCUUUUUUGCCCCCCUACCAUCCAUGUCUCUGUUCCCCUCCCUUUCAUGUCUUUUCACCCCUCUUCUUCCAUGUUGUGGAUGUCAUUUGUAUUGUAUGCAGUGUGUGUAUUGAAUACAUUGUGUGUGUGUGUGUGUGUUUAGUGGAUGCAGUACCUGUGUUUGUGUAGUGUAAAUCGUGUUUGUGUGGUGGAUGCAGUGUGUCUAGUGGAUUCAGUUUCUGUGCAUGUAGUAUGUCUGUGUAGUGCAUGUAGUGUUGGAUAGGUGCUGGGGGUGAGCCGUUUAAAUUAAAUUGGGCUUAACCCCCUUCCCUGCCUCUUACAUGUUGGCUAGAAGGGGAGGGAUAGUGUGUAGGAAGGUGUCAGUAUAGCGGGGCAGUGUGUAGGAAGAUGACAGUAUAGCAGGGAAGUGUGUAGGAAGGUGACAGUAUGGGGUGCAGUGUGUAGGAAAGUGACAUUGUGGGGGGGGCACUGUGUUGAAAGGUGACAGUGUGGGGGGCAGACUAAAAGACAAAUUGCCCUCACUGAUACAAAACCCACUGACAGUCAUUGUCUCACACACUGUUUAACUAGCACACACAUUCACUGACAGACACACACUGAAAAUAACACACUCAGAGACACAUGCACUCACUGACAUACACACACGCACGGACAUACACACACUCACUGACAGACACACCUACUGUCAGGUACACACUGACAGUUACACACACAUUCAAUGACAAACACAGAGACGUCACUGACAGACAGACUCUCACUGACACACACACAUUCACUGAUAGACCCAAAAGCACUCAAUGACAAACACAGACUCUCACUGAUGUGACAGUCACUCACAGACACAUACAAAUUCACUGACAGACAUACACACACUUACUGGCAGCAGGGCCAGAAUAAGAGCACAGUGGGCCUGGUGUUGACAAUUAUGAUGGAGCCUUAUUACAGAAUCUUAUCGACCAAAAACACUAAAACAGUCAUACCUCUCAAGCGUCAUGUAUCUGAUGGAGAUUGUGUUGGAGGGAAACUCAAAGGAUGCAGCUAUAAGAAAACACAUACUCUAUGCUAAUCUCUCUCUAAUUUAUGCUUUCAUCUUUCAAGUAAAUCCAUACCCCCUAACAGCAGUGUCCAGUGAAGCAGGAAGUCAAUGGGCAGGGUAAAAAGGGUGGGCCACUGAUGCGAAUCACGUGACCAGAACAGCCAAAAGGGCAAACAUGCCCAAAAAGGGGGCAUGUCUGUCCAAAGAAUUGGAAGGCCAGCCUGGUAUCAGUGUCCCUAUGUAUCACAGUGUCAGUGUCCCCAUGUCGCCCAGUUCCUUAGUCUCCCAGUGUCUCAGUGUCCCCAUUUCCCCCAGUGUCCUCAUGUCUCAGUGUGUCCCGUGUCACUAGGAUACUAGGAGACACUGAGAAACAUGGGGACACAGUGAGACAUGGGAACACAGAGAUCCAGGGACACUAAGACACUUGGGGACACUGGGAAACAUGGGGGCACUUGUGGAUCCAGACAUAGAGACACUGGGAGAAAGGGGGACACAGACACUAGGGACACAGAGACAAGCAGACACAGACACUGGGAGACAUGGGGACACUGAGACAUUUGGCGACACUAAGACACUAGGGACACAGAGACAUGGUGUGACGGAACGCUGGCACUCCGACAGAGUACCUCCGCCAGUCGAUGCUCCUACCGCUUGCCGAGGACUCCAAGCACUCCAACCGACACCAUCAGCACUGCAGACCCGACUUCUGGCAAUGCAGCUGCGCCGGGGUCUCGCCGUCUCUCACCCACCCUGGAUCCAAGGCCAGGAUCCAGCUUCCAGUGAGUGAACCUCUCCUAAAUCCAGAGAGCAGGAACCAGGAACAAAACAAACUCUUGCAAGAGCUGACUCUGGGGAGUAUGUGAUUAUAGCAAUCCCCAGAGUGUAGUUAUCCCACCCCCCAAGCAUGAGCAAAGGCUUCAAGAAAGGGUCAAGCAGUUCUCUUUAAUUGGCACCAAAGGGCUUUCUAUUAUGGAGGUCUUACACAUACAUGAAAAAGGGCAUUCAUUCUCGGGACGAGAAUAUAAUUUUGCCUCUUUAUAAAUCACUGGUAAAACCACAUAUUGAAUAUGCUGUGCAAUUUUGGGCACCUGUUCUAAAGAAGGAUAUUAUGGCACUAGAAAAAGUGCAGAGGCGGGCUACAAAAUUAAUAAAAUGAAUGGAACAUAUCAGCUAUGAAGAAAGGUUAACAAAUUUAAACCUAUUUAGUUUAGAAAAACGUCGCCUGAGAGGGGAUAUGAUAACAUAACAUUAUACAAAUAUAUUUGAGGCAAAUACAAACCAUUGUGUGGAAAUCUAUUCACAAACCGGACUUUACAUAGGACACAAGGUCAUGCGUUUAGACUGGAAGAAAGAAGAUUUCGUCUAAGGCAAAGGAAAGGCUUUUUUACUGUAAGAACAAUAAGGCUGUGGAAUUCUCUGCCUGAAGAAGUGGUUUUAUCAGAGUCCAUACAGAUGUUCAAACAGCUACUAGAUGCAUACUUGCAAAAACAAAAUAUUCAAGGAUAUAAUCUUUCAAUGUAGGGUAAUAACUGCUUGAUCCAAGGAUAAAUCUGACUGCCAUUCUGGGGUCAAGAAGGAAUUUUUUUCCUAGCUUGUUGCAAAAUUGUGCUUCAAACUGGGUUUUUUGCAUUCUUUUGGAUCAACAGCAAAAAACAAAUGUGAGGAAGGCUGAACUUGAUGGACGCAAGUCUCUUUUCAGCUAUGUAACUAUGUAACAUACAGGACAGCCCACAGGGUUUUGAAGAACAAACCAAUCAAUACAUUACAACACAGCUAAACACUCCCAUUCAUACCAACAUAAAUCCUCCCCUCUGCCUGUGAUACAAUUAUCUCAACACAAUAGACUAACUCAAUUAUCACAGGCAGAAAAUAUACAGUUUUACACAAUAUUCAUAACUUUAAAAGUAUACAUCACAUUCACAUAAACUUACAUUUUCAGAAUCAGCAUACUCCAAAUACAAACAUACUCAAAAAUCAGGCAAUUCCUUCCAUUGGUUUAAAAGUUAGGUCGACGUCCUUUGUGAUCACUGCAAGCAUGGCUUUUCCUGCCCAAACCAGUUCCACAGAGUUAGGCUGUGUGACAUAAGUGGCUUAACUGGGUGUGGUAAGCCAACUAUUUCCAAGUACAGAAAAUCUCUCUAUUCACAACAACAGUAUAAAUACAUAAAAAAACAUAAUUCCUAUCAUACUGAACAGAACCCCCAGAUAGCUUGGAUCUGAGCGCUCAGAUCCCACGAACACAGUCAAAUUGCCAUGGGGUUUGUACUUUUUUUAAAAUUGGCCUAUUUCAUGGGCCUGGAGGUGCAGCUCCAUCAGCCCCUAUGUUAAUCCGGUCCUGACUGGCAGACACACACACUCAAAAAUUACUAAUAUUAUGCUGUAAUCCUCCUGCUCUGCUCCCUUGCAGUAUGUCUACCGAUGCAGGGAGCCAGAAUAUUACGUCAUAUUCUGGCUGCCAGCAUCAGUAGAUGGCUUGCGUGGGAGCCAGAUUACAGCUUCCUUGCUGCCUCUGAUGUUCUCACAGCCGCCCGCCUUGGGGGUCCAUAAACUGCUUCCUCCAAAACAGGAGAAAGCACUGGGGACGUCCAUGCGGGCACUUUGGGAUAGAUAGAACCAGGGCCGGCCUUGGCCUUUAGGUGCCCUGUGCAAAAAAAUCACACACACAGGCUUACAGUCACACACAAGCAGAGUGUGAUGCACACACAGUGUCACAGAGGCACACAGUCACACACACAUACAGUCACAUACACAGUUACAGUCACACAGAGGCAGACAGUCACACACAGAGGCAAACACAAUCACACACACUUACCUCUGUCCUAUAUGGGCUGGAAUGGAGGCAGUGUAGCUUCUGGAGUCUGGAUGUUAGGGAAGUAGGGACUCCUUCCUGCUUCCCCCUUCCUGUGCAGCAGUUACCCUGACCGAUGUCUUCUGGACACAUUUAGCCCCGCUGUACGGUAAACCCCGCCCCCUGGCACAAUGUUUUUUUUAAUAAUGCCAGGUGAAGGAUUCAUUAUUCUCCACCUUGAUACAGUGCCUGCAUUUGGGGGGGCGCAAGGGAAUUACGGCAUGAUGUGGGUGGGGGCAUGGCCCCCUCUGUCCCCUCCCUAGCGACUCCACUGCUACUUGCACAUGCUGCAGGAAAUUAUAUAUAGGACAAAAAUAGAUGAAAUAAUAUUUUUUUUUAAAAACACAUUAGUUCAAUAAUGGGCAAUAUGAAUCCAAAUCCACCCCUUGUAGCUCAUAGUUUUAAAAACUGUAAUGGAGGUAAUAUUCAUUACCUCCAAAUACAGUGCAUUAAAAAUGCAAAAUUUAAAAAUAGGGGAUGGGAUAUAAGCAGGACCCUGAAAUACCUAGAGUCCUUUUAUCUGCAGACUAGGAUACUUAUAGUGUUUCAGUCUUUGAUGUGACUUGUUGUGUAACAAUAUUUGGAUUAUGCACAUCCAUUGAUUAAUUGUUGUUUUUCACUUACAGUUCCUUUACUAUUUUAAUUUAGUUUUAAAAGAACUUUUAGUGAAUUUGAAUAGUGGAGCCUUGAAUUUAUUGCACGUAACCUACUGAAAGUGUACAUCCUUUAAAUGUUUGAUUUUGACAGUGCAGCUGCAUAUUAAAGGAUCACUAUAGUGUCAGGAAAACAAACUUUUCCUGACACUAUAUAACCCUUAUGACCCCUCCACCCUUCAGCUACUUACUUCAAUCCAUUGCCAGGCUCCCUCGGCACUGGUGACCUCUCCUCCCACUCCGACGUCAGCUCCUGCGUGGAACGGAAUGUGCAUGCGCAUUAAAAACACCCAUAGGAAAGCAUUUGUCAAUGCUUUCCUAUGGACGUUCUGCACCCUGAAUGCGAUUAACCCUGCAAAGUUUCUCUGAAACUGCUAUGUUUACAUCUGAUGGGUUAAAACCUGGGGGACCUGGCACCCAGACCACUUCAUUGAGCUGAAGUGGUCUGUGUGACUAUAGUGGUCCUUUAAGGCUUAUUCACCAGUGCAAGAAAUCUGUAGAACUGACAAGGAAACUGGAACUUUUAAGGCCAAAAUUGUCAUAUUUGGAAAAAGUGUCAAAUGCACUUACUUUUCAAGCCUAGUCUCGUCUUUGGCCUUCGGGUUCCCUUGUCAGUUCUCCACAACUCCUAGUUUAGCGAGUAAAUUCCAAUUUUGGGAUAAAGUUAGAAAACAUCCAUUAUAAUUUAACAUUAUUUCUCUUUCCCAGGAUUAUGGCGCACUUAAUGAACGGUAUCGCUCAACUCUAGAUCCCAACAUUGAAGCUACUGAUCCUAAAAGGACUCGGAUCACAACACUGCAAGAUGGGAUUUUAAAUCAGGUGAAAUUCAUAGUUGUUCAUAGAGGAUGUUCAGUUAUUGUUUGCGAAGCAACAUUUUGCUUUGUAUCUUAAAGAGAUAUUUAUGUGUCAACAUAAGUAUAGCAAUAAACACUGAAGAAUGCAGACGUAAAGGUGAUUUGUUAAUUUCUUCUGCUUUACCAUUUGCAUGGUGUGAGAGUAUAUUCAAUUGAGUAAGACUAGACUAAAGCUUCCUGCUAAUUCUCACCAUCCAUUAAGUUUUGAGUAGAAAUGUUAUCCAUACAUAUUUAAGAAAAAAUAUAAUAUAAUAUUAGAAUUAAAGGGACACCAGAAAAAGUCACCAGAACAUUUACAGUUUAUUGUAUUUGUUCUGGUGAGUAUAAUCUUUCCCUCAAGUGGGCACAUUUAUAAAUUUAAAGAGAAAUUAUGAGCACCAUAACCACUUUGGCUUAUUGAAAGGGUUAUGGUGCCAGGAUACCAAGUUUGAAUAAUUUGUCAAAUUGACAAAACUAGGCUUUAAAACAGAGAUCAUGGUACACAUGCAAGCUCUGCCAAAUAGAGAGCCAUCAAUUACACUUCAUGGCUAACAUACCAAAUCAUGCCAGUGCUGCUCUCAGGAUCAAGUGCUUUGCAAAUUCAAAGGCUGCCCCUAAAUUGAUAAUUAGUGGCAUGUGUACCAAACACCACUAAACACAAAGACAUAAGCAGUCUUUGAAGCUCUUUUGGACCAGCACUUGCAAAUCUGCAAAAUAGCACUUGCUAUGCACCCCAAGAGCUAGAAGGUGCAACUACUGGCUCUUUGAUUGCCGGGGAUUUAAAGCCCUAAUUUGUCAUCUUGACAAGUUGGCAAAAAGUAAAUCAUGCAGGAAUGGUACGAAGGCACCUUAACUAUUUAGUAAGCAAAAUAAGCAGAUGUGGUCACGCUGCCUAUAAUCCACAAAUCUUGGGAGACAUCAAAACAAACCAAGGUCUACAGAAGAUGGCAUCAUUUUUGAUUAUUAUGCAAUUCACUAUUUUUUUUAUUUUAUUUUAUAUCACAUUAUUUUUCAGGGCUUAGCACUAGGGUUUUAGUUAAGGAUAGAGCUCUUUUCUUAGGGCAUUUAUCUAUGUCCAAAUCUGUCUUUAUUACACUUCCAGGAAACAGCUACUAUUUGAAUUUGCUGCCAUUAAUUCAGUCCCUCAUCCCAUAGUGAUAUGCCAACAGAGGAGCUGUGGAGAAAAAAUUGCAUUGUUUCUUUCUCUUUAGCUCCUCUUCUCCAAUAUCAAAAUCUGGAUUGACAAAGAUCUCAGGUGGGAUAGAAAAAUUACCAGGUACACACUGGUGGAAUAAAACCUUCUUUGGAAUAUAAUUUGGUGUUGCACGUCUAUCAUUUCCAUUUACUUAAAGGAUCACUAUAGGGUCAGGAACACAAACAUGUAUUCCUGACCCUAUAGUGUUAACACCACCAUCUAGCCCCCCUGGAACCCUCAUGCCUCCAUAAAUAUAGAAAAAUCUUACUGUAUUCAAGCCUGAAGCUGUAACUCUGCAUGCUGUUAGACUGAGAAAAACAAGCAGUCUGCUAACAUCAUUAGAAGUGGUGGCCUGAUCCAAUGACAGUGCUUCCCUAUAGGAUUGGCUGAGACUGACAAAGAGGCAGAUCAGGGGCAGAGCCAGGAUGAUUUAACCACAGCCCUGGCCAAUCAGCAUCUCCUCAUAGAGAUGAAUUGAAUCAAUGAAUCUCUAUGAGGAAAGUUCAGUGUCUGCAUGAUGAGGGAGGAGAUACUGAAUGUUUGGAUGCAUUUUAGGCAGCCAUGACCCAGGAAGGAUCUCUAACAGCUAUCUGAGGAGUGGCCGGUGAAGUUAUCACUAGGCUGUAAUGUAAACACUGCAUUUUCUCUGAAAAGACAGUGUUUACAGCAAAAAGCCUGAAGGUAAUGAUUCUACUCACCAGAACAAAUUCAAUAAGCUGUAGUUGUUCUGGUGACUAUAGUGUCGCUUUAAAUAGUGACAAUUGUCCAAUAAUCUGGCUGUCACAUUGCUUCCCUGAAAUUAGUAGAUCCUUAACUACACAAUUUUGGUCAGCAACGUUAAGAAGGCCCAUAUACAUACACACCCUUUAUAUUGGUCACAGCUUCAUUUGGAUAUAACAUUAUUAUAAUAAAAUGACAGACUCUUAUGUAUUCUUUUGCAUCCACAGGAAAAGGAUUUAGUGAAGCGUUACACAGAGACUGAGGUGGAAAGCAAGCAACAGCUGAACCAGAUGACAUUUGCAAAGAAUAUUCUAGACAAGGUAAUCUAUUUCUUCUGGCUCAUAUUGUACUGACCACCCAAUGCACCUACGAACGGCUUUAUUCUACAAUUAAUUAUCCUUUUAGUUGGUCUGUAACAAUAUGGGUCAUAUACUUCUUAAUUCACACAUUGCGUGGAUGACAGGUCCAUAUAAACAAGGCUAUUCACUAGAGAAGAAUAAGAAUUCAAAGUGAAUUUCAAUGACUUGGAGAAUUUUUCUUGUUUAGCAUUUUUUACCUUCAAUUUUAAGUUCACUUUAAAUUCUCAGUUUACCAAUGAAACAUCUAAGUGUGGCUAGCACUAGGACCAUGAAAGAUGAUGUGUGAGCCCUUUUAUGUGAAGGCUUGUCAUGGUGAUAGAAUAUUUAAAGUGUAGAGAACGUUACCAUAUAGACAUAGCUCAGAGAAAAAAAAAUUAAGCAUAAUUACCUUCUGUAAACUUCAACUUUUAAGAGGUUAAAAAAAUGCAAUUUAGGAUUUCUAGUUUUGCACUAUUACACAAAACUAAUUUAUUUUUAUUUUUUUAAUUUUUUAGUCAGAUACUCAGGACGGAAUUAAAGUAACAACACAGAACAACCUGCGCUCAGAAAAUACACGGAGAUCUGUUCAAGAGUCAGAGACCCUUUUGAAACAACUGGAAGAAGAGAAACAAAAAGUGGGUGCAGUGCAACAGUCACUAGAAGAAAACAGAAAGAAACUUCUGCUAUUAAAGACUCAAAGACCUGUAGAAAGACUGGAGGAGAAGGAGGUGGUGCAGUAUUACAGAGACCCAAAACUGGAAAGUGAGUUGGUAAAAUUAAAAAGCCAAGCAGAUCAAGCAUAUAAAGGCAGAGAAAUAACACAAUCAGAGAUAGAAUUGGUUAACAAAAAGGUAAUUACAUUGGAGAACCAGAGAAAGAGCAUCAAACCUCAGCUUCUCACCAAAGAGGUCACAGAGAUUGAGCGGGACCCUAACCUAGAAUCUCAGACAACAACAUUAAAGAAAGACAUCAAAAGUAUGAAAGAUGAGAACAACUCAAUUACUGUGGAACUAGAAAGUCUAAGGAAAGAGGUCCUGUUGCUAGAAAAGAAACAACCAAAUAUUGUAGAAAGAGUAGUUGUAAAGGAGGUGGUGAAACUAGAGAGAGACCCUGAGAUAGUAAAGGCUACCAGGACUUUACAAAUGCAGAUUGAUGAAGAAAGCUUCCAAAGAAAGUCUCUUCAGGACAAUAUUUUGAAGCUGAAGAGGAGGAUAGAAGAACUGGAGAGAACAAUUGGGUCAGUGGAACCUAAGGUCAUAGUAAAGGAGGUAAAAAAGGUGGAGCAGGACCCAGAAAUACUAAAACAGGCUGCCAGGCUUAAAACUCUCAUAGAAGAAGAGCGGAAAAAGAGCGUGACCCUAACUCGUGAAGUGACAGAGCUUCAGUCAAAGUAUGUAGUGGUGGACAAACAGAAACCCAAGGUGGAAAUCAAGGAACGAGUCAAUGAAAUAUUUGUUGUGGAGCCUGAAACUGAGAAAGAGAUUGCACGUUUGAAGAAUGCCUUGCAAGAUAUAGCUUCAAAAAAAUCUUUCCAAGAGAAAGAGGUGAGCACAAUUCGCAAUGAUUUGAUUCUUUUACAGUCACAGAAGCCUGUAGUGGAAUAUAAAGAAGUGGUUCAAGAGGUAGUGAAGCUUGAGAGGACCCCAGAGGUGUUAAAGGAGAAUGAGAGGCUGAGAGGACAACUUGAUGAACUUGAAAAAAACAACAAUAGAUAUCUGGAGCAGAAGUCAAAACUUUCUAAAGAAAGAGAUGAGUGGAAAAAGGAAAGGUCAAAAGUGGAGACAAAAACUGUCAACAAGGAGGUGGUCAAGUAUGAAAAUGAUCCUUUACUGAUAAAGGAGGCAGAGCGCUUGCGUCAGGAAGUACGUGAUGAGUCACAGAAAAGGAGAGCAAAAGAAGAUGUAGUAUAUGACUUGCAAAGCAAGUAUCUGCUACUGGAAAGGAGGAAACCAGAGGAAAGAGUGGUAGUACAAGAAGUAGUUAACCUGCAGAAAGAUCCCAAAAUAGCAGAAGAACACUACAGACUUAGCAGAACUUUGGAUGAGGAAGUGAGUAACAGACGCCGACUGGAAAGGGAGGUGCAGCACUUACGUAAUCUGGUGGAAGAAAAAGAAAAACGACUAAACUUCCAAGAAGAGAGAGAUAAAAAGUUGGCUGCCGAGAAGGAGCUACGUCAGAUAACAAUGAGAAUCAAGGAGAUUGAAGAGCGACCUCCACCUGUGCAAGAGAAGAUUGUGAUGGAGGAAGUGGUAAAAGUGGAAAAAGAUCCUGUGAUGGAGCACUCAGCCAAUUCACUGCGCAAUGAAUUAGAUACAGAAAGGAGCAAGAUUAUGAACAUAGAAAGAGAAUGUAAAAACCUACAGUCAAGAGUAGACAUCUUGCAAAUAGAAAAAUCACUAGAAAAAACCAUCUACAAGGAUGUUAUCAGAGUAGAGAAAGAUAAGGUACUUCAGAAUGAAAGGGCCAAGCUGCGAGAACUUUAUAAUAAAGAGCGUAAUGCCAGGCAACUCACGGAAGAUGAGAACAGAAGACUCAAGGAGAAGAUUGAUAAGGUGGCCUCAACAAAGAAGACAUGGUCCAAGGAGGGAGAAGAGCUUCAAAGAGCUAGAUCUAUAGCCCAACAGGAAAAGGCAGCAAUAGAAAAUGAACUGCUUGAACUCAGAAGACAACAGCAGCAGAAGAGUGUUUUCCUGAAUAAAGAGUCAGAAUUGCUAACACAGAAGGCAGAGAAUGUACGUCAGAAGAAGAUUCAGAUGGAGCAUGAGCUUUCUCGCUUAGAAACCAAAAUUCUGGGUGAAAAAGACAAAAUUUAUGAGAAGGAAAGACAUAUUCGUGAUCUACAAUCUCGCGUUAACCGAGAGGAGCGUAAUCAGGAAACACAAAUGAGAGAAACCAAUGUUUCCACAAAAAUUUCAAUCCUGGAUCCAGACACUGGGAAGGAAAUGUCACCCUACGAAGCUUAUAAGAGAGACAUUAUAGACAGGAGUCAGUAUAUCCAGUUGCAGGAAUUAGAGUGUGACUGGGAGGAGAUAUCCACCACAGGAUCCAGUGGUGAAAUAUCUGUUCUUUUGGAUAAAAAGAGUGGUAAGCAGUAUUCCAUUGAAGAUGCACUAAGGACUAAGAAUAUUACCAAAGAAGAACUGCAGAUGUAUAGGGAUGGAAGGAUCCCAAUAUCAGAAUUUGCCCUUCUCGUUGCUGGAGAAAACAGGCCCCAAUCAAUGUCUAUUGGUUCCAUUAUUGGACCUAAAUCGCCACCACCCAAUCAAACCCAAACACGCACAUUCGUUAGCCAUAAUGCUCCCAAGACUUUCCAUGAUGACAGCUUUCCUAUUGCUGGAAUUUAUGACACUACUGUUGACAGCAAAUGUCCAAUCAGAAGUGCAAUAACAAGAAAAAUGAUUGAUCCAGCAACAGCUCAGAAGCUGCUGGAAGCCCAGGCUGCUACUGGUGGCAUUAUCGACAUUAUAAAUAAGGAACGUUUUUCAGUUCAUAAAGCCAUAGACAAAGGCAUGAUUGAUGGUAACAACCUACAUAGUCUACUGAAUGCCCAGAAAGCUUUCACAGGAGUUGAGGACCCAGUAACAAAGAAACGCUUGUCAGUGGGAGAGGCUGUACAGAAAGGAUUAAUGUCUAAAGAAACAGCAUUACCUUAUUUGGUUGUACAGCAUCUUACAGGGGGUCUUAUUGAUACAAAGAAGACAGGCAGAAUCCCAGUUUCAGAUGCGGUAGAGCAGGGAAUGGUGAGCAAAGAUUUGGCUGAGCAAAUACAGGAUGAAGCAAACUAUGAGAAGACUAUCACUGAUCCAAUCACAAAAGAAAAACUGAGCUACAAGGAAGCCAUGGCUCAAUGUCGGAAAGACCCAGGGAGUGGACUUCUGUUGCUCCAGGCAGCUUCAGAAAGCUACCAGCCUGCUGUCUACCGUCCUGUGAACACCAUUCCAUCAUUGACAUCCUACAAGUACUAGGGGAAAGGGGAACGUCCGAUAUCUAUUUUAAUGUAUUGUAAUUGAGCUGUAUUGUUGUAUCCUGUUUUAGAAUGAAUACAUCUGCUGUUCUGUUUUAAAUCAAUUUCUGGAUUCUUUAUAAUGGAAAUACUGUGUCUAUGUUGAAUAGCGUGUGUUCCUUUUCUCUUAAUAAAUGGGAAACUGGCCUUGA